This is a messenger RNA of Coregonus sp. 'balchen', 60665 nucleotides long. The record is from the annotation of a GenBank genome assembly. Lineage: Eukaryota; Metazoa; Chordata; Actinopteri; Salmoniformes; Salmonidae.
AUGUCGAUGGGACAGGACGAAAGCUCAGUCCGGGUGGCUUUGAGGUAAGUCUUCAAGCCCUACAUGUAAUUGUUUAUCAUUUGCAUAGAUGCAACUGUAGGCACAGUUACAUAGAUUAAUCUCAGGCCUUGCAUCAUAUUUUGCCACAGUUGCCACUCAAGGCGCCUUAUGAUUUCAUAGUAACAUUGUGAUACAUUUGUAACCAACAGGUCUAUAUUUUGAUGUCAAAUCUGUUGCCAUAUGAUUUGAUGGUCUUUGAGGACACAGACUAUAGGCUACUUCAAACCACUGCAUCUAUUGUGCGUAGGACAAUAUGAAUUUAGGAAUUUGCGGUUGAUAGUUUACAUAAACCACAAUCUCUAGGCUACCGUGUCGCGUGACACAGAAUUACUAAAGAAAUGUGUUAGGGCCUACACUGUAUCCAUGCAUGACGCAGCAUCAUCACACGCCCAAAAAAAUAAAACUGCAAGGUGCACAGAUGGCAGGUCCCAUCGCACAAUUUCCUCACCCACCGGCCAGGUAAUGGAUGAAAUCAUCCUUGUUUUGUAACGGCUGAACUGUUGGAAAGACAGAUCUGGCAUUUAUAGCUCUUUGGCCCCGUGCCGAAGUCUCGGUCAUCCUUUCAAAAAGAAGACAGUUGAGUGAUAGUUGAUCAAUGAAAGGAGCUUUUAGUGACAGUCUUCAAGGAAUAGACAUCCAACCGUUUACUAGGCUAGAGAGCUCUAACUUUCUAUGAAAUUGAUUAUUUGUUUACAGUGAAGAAAACAUUGCAAUGGCCUUCUUGAGCUCAUAAGUCUACAGAAAGAGUUCAGUAAAGAAUACAUUAUUUUGUUCAUACAUUAGGCUAUAAAAUGUGUUCAUCUUAGGAUCCUAAAAUCCUUUGUUAGUCCCCUAGGCAGGCUUGUCUUUUUCACAUAAAGACUGUUGAAUUAAUGUGUCAUCACAAAUCUAAUGUGUUGUUGCUGAAUAAGGGCCGCUCCCAACUAGGAGGAUACAUGCUGAGGUGGCACACUGACAGAAAUAUCUAGUGGCACAAUGAGGCACUUGGCACAAAUAUAAACCAGCCUCUCUUUCGCUUUGUGUGUCCGUCUCCGUCUCUUUCUCACACUCACACACACACACACACACACACACACACACACACACACACUGUAAAUUAGUGUUAAUAAUGGCUGACACAAGCAGCUGACUGAUACUGUAAACUCUAUGGUACUUUAGGACCAGGGUCUCCAUAGUAACUAGCCAUCGGAAAUCUUUUGACCCAGUCUCCAUCGUGUGUGUAGGUGUACGUGCAUGUGUACAUAUGAGUCUCCUAUUAUUGGUAUAAUUCUUCCGUAUUUUCUGACUUUUGUUUAUUAAACAGAUAGUAAUAGAGGGAUACAAUGGAAAGAUAGGAAGAGUCCCAGCAAGCAGGGCAGUGGGACGGAUUUAAACCCAUGCAAUUGUGCUGGUAGGGAACUGGCACUAAAUGCUAGACCACCUAAGACACACAAUUAUCCUAUUUAACAAGACUUUGACCUCCCUUGGUGCUGGCCUGCUUACAAGCUGCUAACAUACUCCCAUUGAACUGGGGUCAACCAACACAUGUGCGCUCCAACCUUUACUUAUGGGGAGUGUUUGUGAUUAUACAGAGUGCGUGUGUGUGUGUGCAUGUGUGUGAGAGUGUGUGUGCAUGUGUGUGAGAGUGUGUGUGCAUAAAUAGGGAGCCAGGACAAGUUUUAAUGGUUGUUAACACAUCGUUGGAAUGAGGGGAGGAGUUGAGGUGGAGAGGUACUUGUUGAACCAGCCAGAUAAGGUAAUUAUUUAAAUGUUAAGUACAUAAACUACACACAGCCUAAUGUCAGGGGUCCUUCAGUCAAGGUGAUGAGAGACGUGGGAGUGUGUGUGUACCGGUGUGUACAGUACCGUCUUAUUUGAAUGUGUUUGUGCGUGCCUGUAUGUGUGCAUGUGUGUUUUGUCAGUGUGUGUGUGUGCAUGUGUGUUCCAUUCAUUUGUAAGAACGGUGUUGACUACCAGAAUAACUGGCUUUCUGUUGAUCCUUAUUAACAUGUAAUGACUUCUGGAUAAGCCUGUUCACACACACCAAAUAAGCAUGACCUAUGAUAACAGCCACAUCAAGCCAGUAAUGCACUGUUGGCUCUGCUACACAGAACAUCAGUCUGUCUUUUGUAUUUCCUUUCUACCAAUAUUAGCCUAUAGUUGCUGUGGCAGUACAGGGCAGUUUCAGUGUAAAAAAUGUAAGUCAAGAAAAUCAGGACAACUUGUUUUUACACAUUAUGCACACUAUAUAUACAAAAGUAUGUGGACAUCCCUUCAAAUUAGUGGAUUUGGCUAUUUCAGCCACACCCGUUGCUGUCAGGUGUAUAAAAUUGAGCACACAGCCAUGCAAUCUCCAUAGACACACAUUGGCAGUAGAAUGGCCUUCCUGAAGAGCUCAGUGACUUACAUUGUGGCACCGUCAUUGGAUGCCACCUUUCCAACAAGUCAGUUCGUCAAAUUUCUGCCCUGCUAGAGCUGCCCCGGUCAACUGUAAGUGCUGUUAUUAUAAAGUGGAAACGUCUAGAAGCAACAACGGCUUGGCCGCGAAGUGGUAGGCCACACAAGCUCACAGAACAGGAUCGCCAAGUGUUGAAGCGCGUAGCGCGUAACAAUCGUCUGUCCUCGGUUGCAACACUAACUACCGAGUUCCAAACGGCCUCUGGAAGCAACGUCAGCACAAUAACUGUUAGUCGGUAGCUUAAUGAAAUGGGUUUCCAUGGCCGAGCAGCCGAACACAAGCCUAAGUCGGCAGGAGUGGUGUAAAGCUUGACGCCAUUGGACUAUGGAGCAGUGGAAGCACGUUCUCUGGAGUGAUGAAUCACGCUUCACCAUCUGGUAGUCCGACAGACGAAUCUGGGUUUGGCGGAUGGCAGGAAAACGCUACCUGCCCGGAUGUAUAGUGCCAACUGUAAAGUUUGGUGGAGGAGGAUUAAUGGUCUGGGGCUUUUUUUCUUGGUCCGUGCUAGGCCCCUUAGUUCCAGUUAAGGGAAAUCUUAAUGCUAGAGCAUACAAUUACAUUCUAGACGAUUCUGUGCUUCCAACUUUGUGGCUACAGUUUGGGGAAGAACCUUUCCUGUUUCAGCAUGACAAUGCCCCCGUGCACAAAGCGAAGUCCAUACAGAAAUGGUUUGUUGAGGUUGGUGUGGAAGAACUUGACUGGCCUGCACAGAGCCCUGACCUCAACCCCAUCGAACACCUUUGGGAUGAAUUGGAACGCCGACUGCGGGCCUAAUCACCCAACAUCAGUGCCCGACCUCACUAAUGCUCUAAUGGCUGAAUGGAAGCAAGUCCCCGCAGCAUGUUCCAUCAUCUAGUGGAAAGCCUUCCCAGAAGAGUAGAGGCUAUUAUAGCAGCAAAGGGGGGACCAUCUCCAUAUUAAUGCCCAUGAUUUUGGAAUGAGAUGUUUGAUGAGCAUAUACUUUGGUCAUGUAGUGUAUCUGGACAGAUGUGUGUGUGGGUGGGUGGGUACAUUGUGUCACUCCCCUCACCCACAGUAAAUACCUCAGUCCUGGUAUCUUUGAAUAAGACCACUAAGUUGAAUUGUUUCUGGUGUAGCAUUAGCAGUAUGAGUAUGCUGGUUUGUGGGGCACAUGAUAUAGUCCAGUCCUAUAGUUUUGAUAUGUAAUGUAGGCCUAAUUAUAGUCCUUUCCUUAAGUUCAAAUUUCCUGUAACUGAAGUGAAACUCUGUGAAGUCUUACCUCUUUAGUAUAUGAUGACCCUCUUUCUGGACUGAAGGCUAUUCCUUUCCGAGGCAGCACAUAGCCUACACUUAAACUGAACUUGCCCCAAAAUAGACUGUCUCCCACCACUGCAUUUUUUUCCGGAAGACCUCAGUUAUCUAUAUCAUGACCUCUGAGGAGUCAGCACAUUCUGCCAGUCCCAGACGCAUCCACCGAACAGGAAAACCCUGCGAUUGCGGAGCCGCCUGACCUAAAUCUGGACAUGUUUAUGGCACAGAAUGAGACCCUCCUACUGUUGUUGGAUUGUGCUUAGAAUGCAAGCAAAAAAAAUUUAGGGUAAUUAUACAGUAUAUUGUUUGGCAUGUGUACACCACACCCAUGCAAACAUGUGCUCAUUAUUUCUCUCAUCUCUUACAUCGCUAGAGAGAUAAGAGAGAGAGAGAGGAGAAGAAUAGAUAGAGAGAAGAGAAAGAUAGCGAGAGACCAGAGAGAGAGAGCUCCCUAUAUCUCCUUAGAAUACUCUCGCUCUCUAUCUCUCCUAUAUCUCUCCUAUAUCUCUCUCUCUCUCGCUCGAUAUAUCUAGUCGCUCCUCUCCUCUCUCUUCUCUCUCUCUCUCUCUUCUCUCUUUCCCCCUAUAUCUCUCUUUCCCCCAUCCCUCCCCUCUCUGAACUAAAGUGACCAUAAGUAGCUCUGCGUAUGUAGCACAAAUAGUAUUUGUAUUGCCCGCUAUUAACCUCUCUACUUCUAGCUGAGCAUAUUUUGUUGUCUGACUGCCAACCUAACCAGUCAUAAAUAGGUUUAUGUCCGUAAAUAGCACUCAUUUACAUUUACAUUUACGUCAUUUAGCAGACGCUCUUAUCCAGAGCGACUUACAUUAUGUAUUUUUUCAUACCCCUGUGGGAAUCGAACCCACAACCCUGGCGUUUGCAAACACCAUGCUCUAUCAACUGAGCUAAUCCUACGGCCAUUCCCUCCCCUACCCUGGACGACGCUGGGCCAAUUGCGCGCCCGCCCAUGGGUCUCCCGGUCACGGAGCAAUUGCGCUGGGCCAAUUGCGCGCCGCCCCAUGGGUCUCCCGGUCACGGCCGGCUACGACAGGCAGCUUGUUUUAGCAAGCUGUCUGUCACACUGUCGCCUCUUUAGUUACAGUAUGCAUAUUAUGCUUGGGGUAGUUUGAAAUACCCAUGGUAUGAUUUUCAAUAACAUAUAUUUUUUUAAUUGACAAAAAUUUCAAUGGAGCCAGUCCAUUGGUAUGUUUGUUUAGGGCAUUUCCAUGUAAAAAGCCCCAUGAGCACUAACAUGUGAAGUUCAUAGGAGCACAUCACAUUUGGUGUCAAAUGAAAGCUAAGAGUCUAUAUUUUUGAGAAAUGAAGGCAUAUAUACACUACCAGUCAAAAGUUUGGACACACCUACUCAUUCAAGGGUUUUUCUUUACUUUUGUACUAUUUUGUACAUUGUAGAAUAAUAGUGAAGUCAUCAAAACUAUGAAAUAACACAUAUGGAAUCAUGUAGUAACCAAAAAAGUGUUAAACAAAUCAAAAUAUAUUUUAUAUUUGAGAUUCUUCAAAUAGCCACCCUUUGCCUUGAUGACAGCUUUGCACACUCUUGGCAUUCUCUCAACCAGCUUCAUGAGGUAGUCACCUGGAAUGCAUCUCAAUUAACAGGUGUGCCUUCUUAAAAGUUAAUUUGUGGAAUUUCUUUCCUCCUUAAUGCGUUUGAGCCAAUCAGUUGUGUUGUGACAAGGUUGUGGUGGUAAACAGAAGAUUGUCCUAUUUGGUAAAAGAUCAAGUCCAUAUUAUGGCAAGAACAGCUCAAAUAAGCAAAGAGAAACGACAGUUCAUCAUUACUUUAAGACAUGAAGGUCAGUCAAUACGGAACAUUUCAAGAACUUUGAAAGUUUCUUCAAGUACAGUCGCAAACACCAUCAAGCACUAUGAUGAAACUGGCUCUCAUGAGGACCGCCACAGGAAUGGAAGACCCAGAGUUACCUCUGCUGCAGAGGAUAAGUUCAUUAGAGUUACCAGCCUCAGAAAUUGCAGCCCAAAUAAAUGCUUCACAGAGUUCAAGUCACAGACACAUAUCAACAUCAACUGUUCAGAAGGGACUGUGUGAAUCAGGCCUUCAUUGUCGAAUUGCUGCAAAGAAACCACUACUAAAGGACACCAAUAAGAAGAAGAGACCUGCUUGGGCCAAGAAACACGAGCAAUAGACAUUAGACCGGUGGAAAUCUGUCCUUUGGUCUGAUGAGUCCAAAUGUGAGAUUUUUGGUUCCAACCGGCGUGUCUUUGUGAGAUGCAGUGUGGGUGACCGGAUGAUCGCCGCAUGUGUAGUUCCCACCGUAAAGAAUAGAGGAGGAGCUCCAAGGCACAUUUAACCAGCAUGGCUACCACAGCAUUCUGCAGUGAUACGCCAUCCCAUCUGGUUUGGGCUUAGUGGGACUAUCAUUUGUUUUUCAUCAAGACAAUGACCCAACACACCUCCAGGCGGUGUAAGGGCUAUUUUACCAAGAAGGAGAGUGUUGGAGUGCUGCAUCCGAUGACCUGGCCUCCACAAUCCCCCGACCUCAACCCAAUUGAGAUGGUUUAUGAUGAGUCGGACGGCAGAGUAAAGGAAAAGCAGCCAACAAGUGCUCAGCAUAUGUGGGAACUCCUUCAAGACUGUUGGAAAAGCAUUCCAGGUGAAGCUGGUUGAGAGAAUACCAAGAGUGUGCAAAGAUGUCAUCAAGGCAAAGGAUGGCUAUUUGAAGAAUCUCAAAUCUCAAAUAUAUUUUGAUUUGUUUAACACUUUCUUGGUUACUACAUGAUUCCAUACGCGUUAUUUCAUAGUUUUGAUGUCUUCACUAUUAUUCUACAAUGUAUAAAAGAGUAAAAAUAAAGAAAAACCCUUGAAUGAGUAGGUGUGUCCAAAUCAUUUUCCAUCCCAAAGAAAUUUGAAUAAGCAAAGGUUUUGAUUUCUGGUCAAACAGAUGGAAAAGAGGUCUUAGAAAAACAUCUACCAGAAAAAUUCUUAAACAGUAUUAGAAAUGCAUCAAAACACAAUCAUGAUGAAGUAAAUAUCCCUGACAGAAUUUACUUGCCUUCUGUAAGUUAAAAAAAUAUUGCCUUGUGUCUUGUUAUUCUGUUACCAAAAACCCACAUAUCUUUAAGAUAUUUUCUAAUUUCUCUCCCUCAUGAGAAGGGAGGAUAAUGAAAGUUCACAGAAGUAACAAGUAAAGGCAGACCUACCAAUUAGUUAGUUUAUGAUUUAUUAAGUGAUUAAAACGUAUCAUUCUGUUACCAAAUUGACUGCAACUGAAUUGGCUACAUUGGGAAUUCAUAGGGUCAUCUGCUACUGUCCUCCCUUCCACUGGCAUACUGUUAUGUUCAGCUCAUAACUGUUUUCUUUCUCUUUCUGUCACGAGGAGGUGAGGAGGUCAAAGCAAGAGUGUGAAAACAGUCUCGACAACCCCACCCUCUCUCUCUCCCUGUCUCUCUUCUCUCCAUUUAAUGUCACCUCUUCUGGCUCUUCAGGGCCCUACAGUGUGACCAUUUUUACUCGCAUAUGCACCUAAUUCUAGCUUUAAUACCUCAAAUAUUUUUAAUUGUGCUCCUAAAUUUCUUUUGCGCCUACAUUUUUCAACUUAGGCACAGACUUGCUCCUUGCAAAAAAGGUCAGCGUAGAGCCCUGUGCUUACUGACACCUACCCACGAGCCCCCUCUCUUUCCAUUUAUUGUAACCAGCCCUCUCACCCACUGAGCACCGACCGACACCGGACAUCCAUGGAUGUUGAAAAUAGUGAUGGGGGGAAAAAAUCAAUACAGUUACAUAUCGGGAUAUUAUUUUAGAUGACGUAUCGUUUUGACAAUAUUGCAGUAUUAUUUUUGCACUAGUUGGCUGUAGCUGCACCAAAACUCCAGUAUAGCUUGUUCUCUAUCUUUUUUUAAAUAAGGAGCCAAUUUGUUUUCAGCACUUUUAUUUGCAUGACUGAACAAAACUUGUUGUUAUGGCUCUCUCUUGUCCCUCUGCAGCAGACAUAUGGUGAACAAUAUGUUUGGAACAUUGAAUCGCAAUAAAAUUACAGUAUCGAAUCGCAAUACAUACAGAAUCGUGAGAAUCUUGAGAAUCACAAUACAUAUCGUAUCGGCACAUAAGUAUCGUGAUAAUAUCGUAUCUAGAGGUCCCUGGCAAUUCCCAGCCCAAGUUGAAAAGUAGUUGAAAUUUGACGUCUGUUUCAUAAGUUUGGACAGUACAGUGCAGUAGAGCACAGGACAUGUCAUACAAUCUGUUUUUCAUAAAAACAUACAGCUGUGCUGGAGGCAGGUCGUACAAAUGAGUACUGCCCACCUGUCCUGCUGCUUCCACACUGGCAGCUAUACACACACACACACACACACUGUUGGAAUCUGCAGCUGCAUAAGGUGUGAGUGGAUGUGGAUACAUUUACAUCAGGUGGGACAACUUUCUUGCCAGGAUGCUCCACCUAUCAUGUUAAAUUACCAUUUCUGUGUAUGCAUUGUAAAGACAAGAAAGAUAGAUUAGUAACAUGAAGCAAGUGUUCGUUAAUCUUCACCCCUGGCUAUUUCCAAUGAACUUCCACUUGAAUGUUUAAGCUGUCUUAUCUCUUAUCCAGUGUUGGGGAAUAGUACUUUUAAAGGUAACUUGUUAAUGUUACUUCCAUUAAAAGUUACUUGUUACGUUACAACGUUACUUACUGUGGAAAGUAACUUGUUACAUUACUUUUGCGUUACCAAAAACAAAAACCCCUUUGAAGAUGCCUUGCGCAUGUUGGUAAUUCUUAUGCUAUUUCCUUAACACUAGAAAAGCCGGGUCUCGAUACCCCCGUACGCUACCUAAGCCAAUGACAUGUCUUCUUGAAUUCAACAUUCUAUGCCUAUCGUAAAGAAGUAUCAUUUGGUUGUGUUUAUGAAGGUCUUAAGUAACAUUAGAAUAUGAAAGAAAAUGUAUUUCAAAGAACACAAUAGCAUUUUCAUUAGUUUAUGUAACUGUAGGCUAUAUGCAGGCUACAAACGAAAAACCACUAAAACACCACAAUUCAAGUGUUAAAAUCCAUUAAAUAAACAACAUCACAGAGAUAAUUCAUUAUACAUCUGUUAAAGGCAGGUCUUAAGAAAACAUUAUGAAACUAAGUGUUGCGAGUACACGUAUGGAAUCGCGUGCACUUAUAGAAUUGCAAAAUAGUUAUAUUUUGAAAUAGCGCUCAAGUGGUCGUUUUAAAGAGUUCUUUGGCAAGGAUAGGUGAUUUGGAAAAUGCAGAAUCUGCUCUUUCUCUAUAUACAUCAAAACGCCUUACCUGCUUGUGACACUGUAGGAUAAUUGUUGGCCUCCAUUUCCCUGCCUCUGGGUCAAUUCCAAGCUGCGCUGUUCAUCAGAUUCUUCAUAUACAGUUUAAAAGAGAAGUUGUUUACAACCAAAUCCUUAGUUGUAUGUAAAUGGGAGGUUAUAGAAGGGUCCAGACACUUUUUUUGCAAUUUCACAUGUUUUUGAGAAACUUAACACAAACAGCGAUUAAUUUCCUCAUCCUCCUGAAAAAACAUGAACAAAUGCUCAAAAAACACCCAAAUAUGUUAUUUUAGAAACUGAAACGCUCUCAGGAUAGUGAUGCGGGUCUUUAGAUGUUGUACACAUGAAAUUGUAUCAUUCCAAACUUUAUCCGCAAUGUUAUAUUCCAUUCGUUAUAAAUCCAGCUGUUCCAUUCUCUGUGUAGCCUGCUGCUACAGGUAACUGCCUAAAAUAAAGGAAACACCAACAUAAAAUGUCUUAAUAGGGCGUUGGGCCACCACGAGCUGCCAGAACAGCUUCAGUGCGCCUUGACAUAGAUUUUACAAGUGUCUGGAACUUCCUGUGUGGAAGGCAAGCACCUGCUUUCAAUAUACUUCGUAUCCCUUGGCCUCCCGAGUGGCGUAGCCGUCUAAGGCACUGCAUCACAGUGCUUGAGGCGUCACUACAGACCCAGGUUCGAUCCCAGGCUGUUACAGCUGGCCAUGUCCGGGAGACCCAUGAAGCGGCGCACAAUUGGCCCAGCGUCGUCCGGGUUAGGGGAGGGUUUGGCCGGCCCGGAAUUUCUUUGUCCCAUCGCACUCUAGCGACACCUUGUGGCGGGCCGGGCGCUGCAAGCUGACUUCGGUCGCCAGCUGGACGGGGUUUCCUCCAACACACUGGUGUGGCUGGCUUCUGGGUUAAGACAAGUGAAAACGCAAAAAAAAGUGUCUGGACCCUUCUAUAACAUGCCAUUUACAUCAAACAUUGAGAUUUGGUUGUAAAAAAGCAAAAUUCUCCUUUAACAAUUGAUAAAAUUGUCACCCAUCAGACUACUGUCAAUUUAAUAUUGUAUAUGAUAUGUGUGAAAUUAGUUUCGAUAUAGUUUAGGUGUAGUUUUGAUGGGCCCUCAUCAGCUGGGGGGGGGGGGAUUUUCAUUUGUUAUUUGUGCCAAUAAGAAAAAGGGAAAUAAUAUUGUAAAAGUAACAACAUGCUUAUUUGAAAAAGUAAUUCAUGAACUGAUUACUUAAAUUGAAAAACUAACGUGUUCACUUUUUUUGUGGUAACAAGUAACUUAUCUGAGUACUCUAACGUGUUACAUUGUCACACGUUACCCCCUUGCCUUGAAAACAGCUUCACAUGGUGGCAGAUUUUUUGGGGCCAGCUUUUGUGUCACGCCCUCAUUUGUUGGCCCACUGUUGACACAUAGAUGGGAGUCCUUUCUCAACACAGCAAGGUUGAACGCCGGUGGAUCCCAAGCUUGACGUGCUUGAGGGCCUGGGGGUGGAGGCAGGGGAGUUUUUCAAAGGAAAAGCAGUGCUAUUCCCUCAAAAUAUUGGGCUUUGUUCUUUCCUCUUAUGUCAUUUUAAUCAGAUUGUGAUGGCCAUUGGGACAGUACAGUGCCUUCAUUUACAUUUACAUUUAAGUCAUUUAGCAGACGCUCUUAUCUAGAGCGACUUACAAAUUGGUGCAUUCAACUUAGGAUAGCCAGUGGGACAACCACCACUGGGGGAAGGGGGGUGUAGAAGGAUUACUGUUAGACUAUUCCAGGUAUUCCUUAAAGAGGUAGGGUUUCAAGUGUCUCCGGAAGGUGGUCAGUGACUCCGCUGUCCUGGCGUCAUGGGGGAGCUUGUUCCACCUUCAGAAAGUAUUCGUACCCCUUCACUUAUUCCACAUUUUGUUGUGUUAAAUUCAAAAUGGAAUUAAUAGAUAUUUUUUCUCACCCACAUACACACAGUACCCCAAAAUGACAAAGUGAAAACGUGUCUUUAGAUAUAUAUACAGUACCAGUCAAAAGUUUGACUAUUCAUUAAAGGGUUUUUCUUUAUUUUUACUAUUUUCUACAUUGUAGAAUAAUAGUGUAGAAAUCAAAACUAUGAAAUAACACAUGGAAUCAUGUAGUAACCAAAAAGUGCUAAACACAUUUUCAAAGUAGCCACCCUUUGCCUUGAUGACAACUUUGCACACACUUGGCAUUCUCUCAACCAGCUUCAUGAGGUAGUCACCUGGAAUGCAUUUCAAUUAACAGGUGUGCCUUGUUAAAAGUGAACCAUCCCACCUGGUUUGUGGCAUCCCAUCUGGUUUACGCUUAGUGGGACUAUCAUUUGUUUUUCAACAGGACAAUGACCCAAAACACACCUCCAGGCUGUGUAAGGGCUAUUUGACCAAGAAGAAGAGUGAUGGAGUGCUGCAUCAGAUGACCUGGCCUCCACAAUCACCUGACCUCAACCCAAUUGAGAUGGUUUGGGAUGAGUUGGACCACAGAGUGAAGGAAAAGCAGCCAACAAGUGCUCAGCGUAUGUAGGAACUCCUUCAAGACUGUUGGAAAAGCAUUCCUCAUUAACCUGGUUGAGAGAAUGCCAAGAGUGUGCAAAGCUGUCAUCAAGGCAAAGGGUGGCUACUUUGAAGAACCUCAAAUCUAAAAUAUAUUUUGAUUUGUUUAACACUUCUUUGGUUACUACAUGAUUCCAUAUGUGUCACACCCCUGAGUUAAUACUUUGUAGGAUCACCUUUGGCAGCGAUUAGAGCUGUGAGUCUUUCUGGGUAAGUAUCUAAGAGCUUUCCACCCCUGGAUUGUGCAAUAUUUGCAUAUUAUUGUUGAAAUAAUUCUUCAAGCUCUGUUAAAUUGGUUGUUGAUCAUUGCUAGUCAACCAGUUUCAGAUCUUGCCAUAUAUUUUCAAGUAGAUUUAAGACAAAACUGUAACAUGGCCACUCAGGAACAUUCAUUGUCUUCUUGGUAAGCAACUCCAGUGUAGAUUUGGCCUUGUGUUUUAGGUUAUUGUUCUGCUGAAAGGUGAAUUCAUCUCCCAGUGUCUGGUGAAAAGGAGACUGAACCAGGGUUUCCUCUAAGAUUUUGCCUGUGCUUAGCUACAUUCCAUUUAUUUUUCAACCUGAAAAACUCCUCAGUCCUUGACGAUUACAAGCAUACCCAUAACAUGAUGCAGCCACCACUAUGCACUAAUGUGUUUUUAUUGGAUUUGCCCCAAACAUAACACUUUGUAUUCAGGACAAAAAGUGAAUGGCUUCCUUCUUUUCACUCUGUCAAUUAGGUUAGUAUUGUGGAGUAACUACAAUGUUGAUCCAUCCUCAGUUUUCUCCUAUCACAGCCAUUAAACUCUGAUUAUUUUAAAAUCACCGUUGGCCUCAUGGUGAAAUCCCUGAGCGGUUUUAGUGGCGACCCAUACUUCUAUGGCAACAAGGUAAACAUCAUCCUCUUAGUGUGACUCCGAAGUGAUAAUUCUGGAGAAAGAUAAUAGGUUCGAGCCAUUUUAAUAUUGGGAUAGUGAAGCGUGCUAUGAAUAUGGGACCAAAUACUUAACUUUUUACUACUUUAUUGCACAUAUAAAUGAAUUUGUCCCAAUACUUUCGAUCCACUAAAAUGGGGAGACUAUGUACAAAACGUGCUGUAUUUCUAAACGUUUCUCCUAAUAUGGUGAAAAUACCCUCAAAUUAAAACUGACUGUCUGCAUUUUAACCUCAUUUUUUUAUUUCAAAUCCAAACUUUUGGAGUAUAGAGCCAAAAGAAGAAAAAAUACUUCACUGUCCCAAUAAUUACGGAGGGCACUGUAUGUACAGUAUCUCGCUAUUUCUGAGUAAUUUUCUUCAACCUCUGUCUCGCUCUCUCUCUCGUGUGUUGGGGAUUAUAUAUUGAGCAUUGCUGUUACGUUUGGAAUGUGUUGCCAAAACGGCAAGGUUGAUGUCAACAUACUACAGGAUUAAGAGGGAUUCAUAGAACUAGACUUGCUAUGGAGGGAUUAUACUGUGUUUGUUGGGGAACAUGGGGUGCCAUGGAUUGCACUGUAAGGCCUAUCGUUUCCCCAAGACUGAAACAGAAGCUUGGGCUGCCCUACUGUUCUGUCCCCUUGUUGUUGCUUCCAAGUGUCACUCAUAAUUAACACGUACUUAGUCAAGUGUACUCAUAAUCAAGUAUACGCUCAGCUCUGUAAUAGCUAUUAGAGCCAUGCUAAAGAUGCCUGUAAAGGAUGAUGCUGAGGAUGUCUGUCUCCUGUCUCCCUCUGGUUGGCGUAAUUUAACCUGUGUCCCAAAUGGCACCCUAUUCCCUAUAUAGUGCAGUACUUUUGACCAGGGCCCAUAGUCCCAAAAAUGGGAAAUGGUGCCAUUUGGGACACAUCACUUAGACUGGCUCAUUGGCAUCAUGAUGUCCUGCAUAGAUAUUAUUCCUUUAACUCCCACUGCCAUUACCAGUAUCCAUGGCAACCUCUUCCCUUCUUUAAAGUCAACCACUGCAACACAAAGAACAGUACAGUAGGCCUACACUGCAGACUGUUAGACAGCAGACACUGUCCUCCACAAACACAAAUGAAGUAUUUUAAACUAAACGUUUAAACUGUGAAGGUGUAAAUUGAGCACUGUUAUUGGUGAACACUAUAGUUAGGGUUGACCAGAGCUCAGUUUCAGGAACCCCAGUUUCCCUUCAUAGUGGAUAAAACUACAUGGCUGCAAGUCUUUGUCUAGGAUCAAAGCUUGAACCAAAGCUUGGCUCUUGUGAUACUACACAUACUUGGACUGUCUCAUACAUGUAUGUGGGCAUGCAAGCAUGUGUUUGUGUGUGUGAGACGUACAGUAGAGUUCCUCUGAGCCCCUUCAGACAGUAUUCCUCGUCUGUGCUCUCACUCUGGGUAGAGGUGUUUCUGAAGGUGUCUGUCCCAGCGACUGUAAUCUGAGUAUGGGUGUUAGAAGAGAAAGCUGACUGCUCAGGGAGCUAACCAGAUCUAUCACAUGCUACGUGAUGAACACACUAGCCCAGGCCCACCGUGCGUCUUGAUUGGCCUCCUUGCACACUCAUCUAUUGCACUUCGCUCUUCCCUAAAGAACAAUAAAAAUGUGAAACUGGACUGCCCUGUUGCAGCACCGGUGCUGAGUGUUGUAUUUGGUUUCUUCUGCCUUAUUUUCCCCUUCUGCAGAAAAUGUGCAUAAAGAAGUCUUUCGCCCCCACCUCUCCUCCCUCUAUCUUCUCCCUCCAUACGCACGGCCCUUAAUGAUUUAUGGAGAGUGCAGUGGUGCUGGAGAAGCGGCAGGGAGUGGAGGUGGUGAUGGUGCAGGGAUAGACAGCAGGUUGGGGCGUGUUCAGUUCCUCAACCAGACUUGUAAACGUGUUGUGUUUGGGUUGAGAAAAUGACCUCACCUUGGCUACAGAGCUAAAUGUUAAAAUGCUCAGAAACCAGCUAUUUAAGUGAUGAUUGCUCUGAGGGGGUCCGAGGGAAAUUUCUCCUUUGUUUUUUAAAGACAGAAUCUCACUAAAAAGCUAGCCUGAAUAUAGUCUUUAACCUGACAGACACAAAGACCUCUACGACUGGCAAUCGAGCCUAGCGUGAAUAGCCUAUAGCUUGCCCAAAAUGUAUCUUGCAUGUGUCUUAACAGAACAGACAGUUUGACGUUUCUUUAUAUGCAUUAAAAGUAUAUUGUCCCAUGGUUGUUGUUGAGCAUGUAGUUGCCUGUUUGGUUGUUUUCCAUAGGAUGGAGCAUUCGGUGCCUGAUGGGAAGUUAAACUAGCUUCUCUGGCAGAUUUUCCGAGCACUCUGACCCUGACCCUCAGGUCACCUUGGCCCCCCCUCCUCCACUCCACUCCACUCCCAAUGUCUGAUGGUCCCAAAUAGACCAGUCUUCCACCUGGCCUCUAACUCACAGGCCCCCGAUUUAUCUUUACCUAGUAGAGAGGGGCUCAUUCACUUCACUUAAUUUUUUACAUAUACUUUUUAUACAUGUUCGGUAUUCAAGUAUAUUAGUAUUUAAUUCUAUGUUGAAAUCAAAAUAAUUUAAUCUAGUGGAAUCAGAACCAUUCAUUUUUGACCUACUGUUUGAUGGGGUGGCAGGUAGCUUAGUGGUUAAGAGUGUUGUGCCAGUAACCGAAAGGUCGCUGGUUCUAAUCCCAGAGCCCAGAGCCGACUAGGUGAAAAAUCUGUCGAUGUGCCCUUGAGCAAGGCACUUAACCCUAAUUGCUCAUGUAAGUCGCUCUGGAUAAGAGUGUCUGCUAAAUGACUAAAAUGUAAAUGAUGUUCUGCUGACCUUUUUCACCACAUAGCCUACCUCAUGUGGGCAUAUAAAAGAGGAGUGUUUGACAUUGGUCUCACCUAUCCGCUACAGUACACCCCACUCCCGCCUUGUACGAUAUCGUAAUCCUGUGUUCCAGUUAUCUAGCGGACAUCCCAAUGACCUCCAGCCAGGCCGUUUAUCUCCCCCCAUCCCUUCAUCUCUCCCUCUGUCCGGCAGGCUGUGUAAUCCCGUAGAAGGUUUGGUCGUUGAUGGCAGCGGUGGGAUCCGGUGACAGUCAGACACAAUGAGUGCACUGUGUUCCGACCACAACAUUGUUCUCUGUGCCUGCAGGGGACAAUGCAGUCCUUAUAGACAAACACAGGGCAGGCAGGCAGGCCCACUGUCAGGUGCCUUUAGCCAUUAGUCUGACAGUGACUGGAGGAGUUGUAUACAGUAAGAAUAAACAUCUCCUGUUUGUGGACUAUGGCAUAAAGAUACAGUAUUAGAAAGUGUUACAAUAUGCAGUAUUGUAAAAGCUGUUUUAGGCCUUUUUGGGAAUCCAAUACUUUCAGUUUUUCCCCUAUAUUCAUUUAGCAGCAGUGUGCUAAAUAUUUGCCAUAAACUUAAAGAAUGUAGAAAAGAUAUUGGAGCCAUGUAUUUAUAAGAUCAUCUUUGAGAACUAACAACCACCAAAAUAAAAACUGGACAGUCAGGGAGAAUUUAAAAUAAAAAAAAUGUCAUGGCAAAAUGGAUUUUUGUUAUAACGUUUGAGUCACUCAGAUAACAUAAGAGCACGGCAUAAGCCAUGGCAAAAUGGUCGAAUUGCAGGAAAUUAGCUUUCCAAAUUCUGUCAGCCCUAUGGCAAAAUGUAUCGAAUUUUCAGUUGUCCAGCCAACAGGAGGGCAUUACUGACAUUCAGCAUUGGAGCUUAGUGCGUCUCUAGCUCACAUUCGUACUCCCCACACACACACUCCCAAUCUCACACACACGGACAUACACACAUAAAUACAUAUGAAGCCAGCUGGAUGGUUUUAUGGGGCAGAGUAUUGGGUCAGAGAUUCAGGGUAGCGUGAGGACAAGACCUAUUAGCUAAUGCAUAGGCCUACCGACUACUGUAUGUAUACCUGCUGCUGCUAGACUGGCCUUUUUAUAGGCUUGUAAGGGGAGUUAAUACCUUUGUUAACUCCUUGUUUGAAGUGUACAUUUAAUAGUACAACAACUUAAAUUAACAGUGGUGAAUGUUACUGUACAUAUUGAACACUUAACACACACAAAAAAUGUGAACACUAAAAACAGCAUUAUGUUUACAUAGGUUAAGCCAAUUGCAGUAUGUUUAGCUUUUGUUGACAGUGACAUUUAUCUCUGUCUCGCUCUCGCUCUCAUCUCUAUCUCCACCAGGAUUCGUCCUCAGCUGGCCCGGGAGAAGAUCGAGGGAUGUCACAUCUGUACGUUUGUGACCCCGGGGGAGCCCCAGGUGAUGCUGGGUAAAGACAAGGCGUUUACGUACGACUACGUGUUCGACAUGGACUCCUGUCAGGACAGCAUCUAUGCUAACUGCACUGAGAAACUGAUCGAGGGCUGCUUCGAAGGAUACAACGCCACCAUCUUUGCCUACGGCCAGGCAAGUCUCUUCAUGAUGGCCCUCAAAGACACCUCAACUGAUCUUGGUUGAUUGUUCUGACUGCAUGGCCGUUUGGGCCUUUGGGGGGAUAUUUGAGUGUAAAGUGUUGAUAUUUGCAUAGGCCAGGGGUUUUUGUUGGUCAGGUCAUGUGGCCAGGAAAAACUCUGGGCUAUAGCAGUAGGCUAUAGCAGUUGUCCCAUAUUCCACUAGUUUGCACUGUGCCUGACAUUGUAAGGCAGUUAUUGGGUAUUUGUGUAGUGCAAAAGCUUAUGUUGAAUCACUAGUCAAAGACUGAAUUGGUAUCAUAAUCCUGCCUUACACACGUGUGUGCGAGGUCCUGAAAACUCAAUGACCCCUCCAAUACUUAUUAGCUCUUGGAGUGCUUGUAUAGUUUUUAUAAAAGCUUUCUGAGAGUAUUGGGGGUGCUUCUGUCAUUGCAAGCCCUCAUAAAGCACUCCUAAUCUACAUAUAGUAAGACCACCAAAGCACCCCCUCUGUCCCGCUCCCUCUCGUUUCCUACCAAUUAAACAAAUCAUACUCUUCUCUAGCUGCCUCUUUCUUUAAGAGGUUUUUCUCUUUCUUUUUCCUGUCAGUCUGACUCUGUAGCAAUGGAAAUUACAUUGAAGUUUGGCUUCUCUCCCCUUCACCCCGGUUGCCUUGGCGACUGAGCCUUUUUCUCUCAUAGUAGGGGCUUUCUAGGACUCAGUCUGUUUGAUGGGAGGGGGAUUUAAAUGGUGGGGGGUCUUAAGUGAUGCGGUUAAGUAGGCAUACACACAUCUAAGAUAUCCAUACAUUUUUAAUGUGAACUCCUCUUCCCCCCUUCCAUUCCCCACCACCACUGCUGCAGUGAUGGUGACCUAUUUAUUGUCUGUCAUCCAUACUGUAUGGACAGUAGCUACAGUGGUUGGCCCAGGCUUUAGGUAGCCUGGUUCGGCCAAGCCCAGCUCUGCUCAGUUUGUCCCUGUCAGGCUGUAGAGGACAUUUGGUAGAAUAUGUGUCUGUCUAGUAUGUGCUGGGAUGGGAUGGGAUGGACUAAUCCAGUUUUAACACUUUCCCCACAGUCUGACCCCGUAAGCAGAAUCAGAGGGUUCUUAACACUUGGAUACAAACACAGCAGAUUUAAAUGAAACUUUAAUUUAUUUCACAGAAUUAAUUAAUUAAACUCUUGUUAUCUCUCUCUCUCUCCUCCUUGCUCAUUCCCACCCUCUCCUUUCCUAAUCCUUAUCUUUUUUCCCCCUCCUCAUCCUCUCCCCACUCUUUCCUAUCUCCCUCUCACGCUUCUAUUCAUCUUUCCUCUCCAUCGCUGUCUUAUCAUCCUCUCUCUCACCUCCUCCUCCUCCUCCUCCUAUAGACGGGGUCAGGUAAGACCUACACCAUGGGUACAGGGUUUGAUGUGAACAUCGGGGAGGAGGAGCUGGGCAUCAUUCCCCGGGCGGUCAGCCACCUCUUCAGGGGCAUCGAGGAGCGCCAGAAGGCCGCUAAAGAGCAGGGACGCCCCGUGCCCGAGUUCAAGAUCAACGCACAGUUCUUGGAGGUAUGGACUACGGCGUUACAAAGGAGGCACAGAGACACGGACAAGGAAUAUAUGUGACAUUCUACUUGGAAAUAUGUUAUACAGUGAGAUUGGGAAAGGGACAGGGACAUACCCCCACUCUCCAACACAGGAUUAUGUGAAAUAAUACAUGACUAGACAUUACAGCCCCAUGCCAGGCCUAUGUGUUGACACUUGACAAUUUAACUAGCUCCCAUCUCUAGUCUCCUACAUAAAGAUUACUCAGACUGUUGACUGUGGACAGCUGUCAGAGGGCGGGAGCAGGGCUGUUAGGGUCACGUUUCGGAGUGGCAAGGGUUAACACAGAAUGACUGAACAGUUGUGUUUGCUUGUCAUACUGACAGACAGAGGCCACAUGUGGACAGAAUGAGUCUACUCAUUUUAAGUAAUGAGUAAUAUACUGUAUCUGUCAUAGAAAAGGAGUUAGUAGAAAGGAUAUGACUACCCAAUAAUGUAAGCAAUGAAAAAACACAUCCAAUAUGGUUGCCAGUCCAGCCGCCUCAGAACAGUGAAUGGGAAUGUCCAUUCUACUAAAACAUACUAAAACAGAUGUAAUUUACGCACAAACAAAGGGCUUUAAAGUAGAAGUUAGCUUUUUUACAAACAAAUCUCUAUUUUGUAUCUAAAUGGCAUGUUAUAGAAGGGUCCAUACCCUUUUUUGCGAUUUCACUUGUUUUUGAGAAACUUACCCCAACCAGCGAUUCACUUCCUUAUCCUCGUUGUGCAGUACGGGGGCUCUGAAAAAACACCCAAAUACGUCCUUUUAGAAACUAAAAAGCUCUCAGUAUAGUGAUGCAGGUGAUGAGAAAUUGUGUCAUUCUGAAAUGUAGCCACAACGUUAUAUUCCAUUUGGUGCGACUCAAGCUGUUUCCCUAACCAGCUGUUCAAUUGUCCAUGUAGUCUGCUGUUAGACGGAGAGGGAUCGCUCGAGUCACAACAAAAUGGAAUGUAACGUUGUGGAUAAAAUUUGGAUUGACACAAUUUUGUGUACAACAUCUAAAGACCUGCAUCACUAUACUGAGAGCUCCAUUUCUAAAAGGACGUAUUUGGGUGUUUUUGGAGCAUUUGUUCAUGUUUUUUCAAAACCAAGUGAAUUCACAAAAAAAGUAUCUGGACCCUUCUAUAACAAAAAUAGAGAUUUGGUUGUAAAAAAAGCUAAAUUGUCCUUUAAGACUUUGACCCUUUAAAACUUUAAUCUUGGCGGCCAUUUAAAAUGUCUACAUAUUUUGGCAUUACAGUAUUAGGAAUUAGCGUCUUUAAAACGUAUACUCUACAUUAAUCCAUGGGAAAACAGAUGGGAGAGGUUUUGUUUGCGUCUUAGGUUUACCCCCCUUGGCCUCUUGUAACAACCAGAGAUGUGAAUGACUAAAUGAAUGGGUAACACUUCAUUUGGGUAGUCUAUCCAUAACAUGUCAACAGCAUGUCUGUCGACUAGCAACAGGACGUCCAACAAAUCAACCAUAAUAAAUACAGUGCAUUCAGAAAAUAUUCAGACCCCUUGACUUUUUCCACAUUUUAUUACGUUACGGCGUUAUUCUCAAAUUGAUUAAAUUGUUUUUUCCCCUCAUCAAUCUACACACAAUACCCCAAUAUGACAAAGCAAAAACAGGUUUUUAGACAUUUUUGCACAUAUAUAAUAAAUUAAAAAUUUGAAUUACAUUUACAUUAGUAUUCAGACCCUUUACUCAGUACUUUGGCACCGAUUACAGCCUCGAGUCUUCUUGGGUAUGAUGGAACAAGCUUGGCACACCUACAGUGGGGAGAACAAGUAUUUGAUACACUGCCGAUUUUGCAGGUUUUCCUACUUACAAAGCAUGUAGAUGUCUGUAAUUUUUAUCAUAGGUACACUUCAACUGUGAGAGACGGAAUCUAAAACAAAAAUCCAGAAAAUCACAUUGUAUGAUUUUUAAGUAAUUAAUUUGCAUUUUAUUGCAUGACAUAAGUAUUUGAUACAUCAGAAAAGCAGAACUUAAUAUUUGGUACAGAAACCUUUGUUUGCAAUUACAGAGAUCAUACGUUUCCUGUAGGUCUUGACCAGGUUUGCACACACUGCAGCAGGGAUUUUGGCCCACUCCUCCAUACAGACCUUCUCCAGAUCCUUCAGGUUUCGGGGCUGUCGCUGGGCAAUACGUACUUUCAGCUCCCUCCAAAGAUUUUCUAUUGGGUUCAGGUCUGGAGACUGGCUAGGCCACUCCAGGACCUUGAGAUGCUUCUUACGGAGCCACUCCUUAGUUGCCCUGGCUGUGUGUUUCGGGUCGUUGUCAUGCUGGAAGACCCAGCCACGACCCAUCUUCAAUGCUCUUACUGAGGGAAGGAGGUUGUUGGCCAAGAUCUCGCGAUACAUGGCCCCAUCCAUCCUCCCCUCAGUACGGUGCAGUCGUCCUGUCCCCUUUGCAGAAAAGCAUCCCCAAAGAAUGAUGUUUCCACCUCCAUGCUUCACGGUUGGGAUGGUGUUCUUGGGGUUGUACUCAUCCUUCUUCUUCCUCCAAACACGGCGAGUGGAGUUUAGACCAAAAAGCUCUAUUUUUGUCUCAUCAGACCACAUGACCUUCUCCCAUUCCUCCUCUGGAUCAUCCAGAUGGUCAUUGGCAAACUUUAGACGGGCCUGGACAUGCGCUGGGUUGAGCAGGGGGACUUUGCGUGCGCUGCAGGAUUUUAAUCCAUGACGGCGUAGUGUGUUACUAAUGGUUUUCUUUGAGACUGUGGUCCCAGCUCUCGUCAGGUCAUUGACCAGGUCCUGCCAUAUAGUUCUGGGCUGAUCCCUCACAUUCCUCAUGAUCAUUGAUGCCCCACGAGGUGAGAUCUUGCAUGGAGCCCCAGACCGAGGGUGAUUGACCGUCAUUUUGAACUUCUUCCAUUUUCUAAUAAUUGCGCCAACAGUUGUUGCCUUCUCACCAAGCUGCUUGCCUAUUGUCCUGUAGCCCAUCCCAGCCUUGUGCAGGUCUACAAUUUUAUCCCUGAUGUCCUUACACAGCUCUCUGGUCUUGGCCAUUGUGGAGAGGUUGGAGUCUGUUUGAUUGAGUGUGUGGACAGGUGUCUUUUAUACAGGUAACGAGUUCAAACAGGUGCAGUUAAUACAGGUAAUGAGUGGAGAACAGGAGGGCUUCUUAAAGAAAAACUAACAGGUCUGUGAGAGCUGGAAUUCUUACUGGUUGGUAGGUGAUCAAAUACUUAUGUCAUGCAAUAAAAUGCAAAUGAAUUACUUAAAAAUCAUACAAUGUGAUUUUCUGGAUUUUUGUUUUAGAUUCCGUCUCUCACAGUUGAAGUGUACCUAUCAUAAAAAUUACAGACCUCUACAUGCUUUGUAAGUAGGAAAACCUGCAAAAUCGGCAGUGUAUCAAAUACUUGUUCUCCCCACUGUAUAUUUGGGGAGUUUGUCCCAUUCUUCUCUGCAGAUCUUCUCAAGCUCUGUCAGGUUGGAUGGGGAGCGUCGCUGCACAGCUAUUUUCAGGUCUCUCCAGAGAUGUUCGAUCGGGUUCAAGUCCGGGCUCUCGCUGGGCCACUCAAGGACAUGCAGAGACUUGUCCUGAAGCCAUUAUUGCGUUGUCUUGGCUGUGUGCUUAGGGUCAUUGUCCUGUUGGAAGGUGAACCUUUGCCCCAGACUGAGGUCCUGAGCACUCUGGAGCAGGUUAUCGUCAAUGAUCUCUCUGUACUUUGUUCCAUUCAUCUUUCCCUCAAUCCUGACUAGUCUCCCAGUCCCUGCCACUGAAAAACAUCCCCACAGCAUGAUGCUGCCACCAUCAUGCUUCAUCGUAGGGAUGGUGCCAGGUUUCCUCCAGACGUGACGCUUGGCAGUCAGGCCAAAAAGUUCGAUCUUGGUUUCAUCAGACCAGAGAAUCUUGUUUCUCAUGGUCUGAGAGUCCUUUAGGUGCCUUUUGGCAAACUACAAGUGUGCUGUCAUGUGCCUUUUACUGAGGAGUGGCUUCCGUCUGGCCACUCUAACAUAAAGGCCUGAUUGGUGGAGUUCUGCAGAGAUGGUUGUCCUUCUGGAAGUUUCUCCCGUCUCCACAGAGGAACUCUGGAGCUCUGUCAAAGUGACCAUCGGGUUCUUGGUCACCUCCCUGACCAAGGCCCUUCUCCCCCAACUGCUCAGUUUGGCCGGGCGGCCAGCUCUAGGAAGAGUCUUGGUGGUUCCAAACCUUUUCCAUUUAAGAAUGAUGGAGGCCACUGUGUUCUCGGGGACCUUCAAUGCUGCAGAAAUGUUUUGGAACCCUUCCCCAGAUCUGUGCCUCGACACAAUUCUGUCUCGGAGCUCUACGGACAAUUCCUUCGACCUCAUGGCUUGGUUUUUGCUCUGACAUGCACUGUCAACUGUGGGACCUUAUAUAGACAUGCGUGUGCCUUUCCAAAUCAUGUCCAAUCAAUUGAAUUUACCACAGGUGGACUCUAAUCAAGUUGUAGAAACAUCUCAAGGAUGAUCAAUGGAAACAAGAUGCACCUGAGCUCAAUUUCGAGUCACAUAGCAAAGGGUCUGAAUACUUAUGUAAAUAAGGUAUUUAUGUAGAUUGAUGAGGAAAAUAUUUAUUGAAUCCAUUUUAGAAUAAGGCUGUAACGUAACAAAAUGUGGAAAAAGUCAAGGGGUCUGAAUACUUUCCGAAUCAACUGUAAGUUAUUUACCUUUUAUUCACCCACUUUUCAUCAAACUAGGCCCUUGGCAGAGCCUUGUAUUUAGAUGUACUGCUCUAGACCUUGGGCACCAACACAAAACCAAGUUACGGUUGUAGAAAAGCCAUUCAUAGAGGUCACACCAGAGAGAACGGGAGUGGUGGCAAAGCCUGUUACAUUCUAUAAAAAAAAAUCUCUGGUGUAGGUGUGUGUUAGAUAAUGUAUCUUGAUAUGGAGUCUGUCUCACAGUGCUACUGUUGUCUCCUGUGUCUUUUAGACUCUGAGAGUCCUCUGCUGUUUAACGUUGUUCAGACUCUGAGUCAGACAGUCGUGUUGCUCACUCUCUUUCAGUCUGACAUAAUCAGAUAUGGUCUUGCAUAAGUGUGAUAUCAGAACUGGAAUAGGAUACAAACUAUCAGAACCUAUGAUAUUUUCAUGGAAUUUCACAGUGCUCAAUUCACCACGGUAAGAAAUAAGUAUAAUAUUGUGUGUUUAUGUGUAUGUCCUGGUUUAGCUUUACAAUGAGGAGGUGCUGGAUCUGUUUGACUCUACGAGGGACCUGGAGGCUCGGACGCAGAAAUCCCACAUUAAGAUCCACGAGGACGCUAAUGGAGGAAUCUACACAGUGGGGGUGACCACACGGACUGUAGCCUCUGAGGCAGAGGUAUGUACGUUAGUGGUUCGCGGGUCAGCUGUUUUUUCACCUGCACCCGCCCUUAGCUGCUAAUAACCCAUCCGCAACCGCCUGACCAAAUGUGAUAAAGUGAAAAUCUGAGGCCCUAACCCGCAAAUAUAGAAAAUGCGCUAUAGGCUACAGUCAAAGACUGCAGAACGAUUUUUUGACAUGGGGUGCAGGAUUUUGUUUUCCCUGAUUAGGAUAUGUUUCUGCUUAUAAUUUCUGACAUUUUGGUAGGCUAUUCGUUAGUCAACUUGUCUAUAAUUAAAUACAUGUAGCUUCUCUUCUGUCAUUAUGCUAUAUGUUGUCCUAGAAGACUAAAUACACCCUUGCUCAGCAGAAUAAUGUCUUAGAUCGAUAGAAUGAAUGCUUCAAUCUAGUUUUCUCUUUCAUCUUUCUCGGAGCAAAGACGUUUAGGGACUGGGGAGAAAAUACGAUAAAGCAAAAAAACUGUGACCAGUUGUAAGGAAAAAGAAAGCUGAAAACGACCCAACGUGUUUCGGAUAAGAUUUCAGUUUGGCUUUGAUGCAUAUUUUAUUUGGUUGAAAUACUACCAGCUUUUAUGAUGCUUUUAUGAUGAAGACAGCACCUCUACAGAUCGUACUAACUGAGCAUCACAUUCUCUCAAGAUGCAGAAAUAAAUCAUAUUUCUCCACUCCUGUUCCCAAGUCCAAAUUUUUCCUACAUUUGGUGUAUCAUUUUACUGCAAGGAAUGCUUAUUACUAAGGCUAUAGCCCUAUUCGCACGGGACUAGUUGGUUAUGUAUUUAUUACCCCAUAAUGUCCGUUAUUCCAGAGGACAAUUCGGACGUUUUUUCCAAACGGCCGCCUGUAAAAAAAAAAAAAAAAUCUGUAUAUAAAUUCACAGUUACGACAGAAGCCUGGAGGUUUUUUUCUAGGUGUGAAGAUAAGUCCAGGCGAUAACAGGCUACACUGAUAACUGGACCUUUGUUCACAAGUUUCUAAACCAUACCAGAGCGCUCAGGACCUCAGACUGGGGCGAAGGUUCACCUUGCAACAGGACAACGACCCUAAGCACACAGCCAAGACAACACAGGAGUGGCUUUGGGACAAGUCUCUGAAUGUCCUUGAGUGGCCCAGCCAGAGCCUGGACUUGAACCUGAUCGAACAUGUCUGGAGAGACCUGAAAAUAGCUGUGCAGCGACGCUCCCCAUCCAACCUGACAGAGCUUGAGAGGAUCUGCAGAAAAGAAUGGGAGAAACUCCCCAAAUACAGGUGUGCCAAGCUUGUAGUGUCAUACCCAAGAAGACACGAGGCUGUAAUCGCUGCCAAAGGUGCUUCAACAAAGUACUGAGUAAAGGGUCUGAAUACUUAUGUGAUAUUUCCUAUUUUUUAUUUUAAUACAUUUGCAAAAAUGUCAAAAAAAACUGUUUUUGCUUUGUCAUUAUGGGGUAUUGUGAGUACACUGAGAUUUAUUUUAUUUUUUUACAUCCAUUUUAGAAUAAGGCUGUAACGUAACAAAAUGUGGAAAAAGUCAAGGGGUCUGAAUACUUUCAGAAUGCACAGUUUUCUUGCUCAUACCGCGAGUAGCACCUGUCAAAUUAAGACAUUUCUCUCAAAACACAGGGAUGUCGGUUUGCACCGGUCUAGUAUUAUCAGAGGACUUUGGAGUUUACAAAAAAGUAUGCUACAGUUCCCUUGACAUGCCAUAGGCCUAUUUGAAGUCCUGUCUUGUGACUGUCGAAUUUGUACAGCACCUCAGAAUCAUCACACUUAACAUAGCCGGCACUGCUAUCCUCUUUUACCACUUCACCAAAUAUUUUCCAAACAUUACUUUUCUGGCCCUCCCUUCUCUUUUAUUUUCAGCUCUCCAUACGCAGCUUUUUUCUUAUUGAAUUUAACUUCGACAAUGUCCUUUGCCCCAUUCCCAAAAGCAUUAUUUGGAGAUUGGCUGUGCAGGCUAUUUGACGCGCGUACAGUUACGCCCUAAAAGCUUAGGUUUAUGCACUAAUACCAGGUAGCCUAAAAUAGUGAAAUAAAAACCUCAAUGUAGACUAUAUAAAUUGCACAAUAAUUAUACAUUCAUGGAUUUUUGAAGGUACUCUUUAUUCAACCUGCCCGCCACCCACCCGCCCUUCAGCCACACAAUAUUUAAAGACCCUAAACCCGUCCGUAGGGACGUACGUAAUGUACGUACAUACGUGCGUGCGUGUGUGUGGUAUCCGCUGUAUGUUGUAUGUGUUGGGAUGUGUGGUCCAGGGGUCCAGGAGAAAUGUGUAUGUCUGUGUAUAUGUAAUAUAGGAAAUUAAAAACUUGAAAUACACUAUAAAAUGAUCAUUACACAGUGAUAACACACAUAUCCAAUCUCUUUCUCCUCUCUCAGAUGAUGCAGUGUCUGAAGCUGGGGGCUCUGUGUCGUACCACGGCCAGCACCCAGAUGAAUGUCCAGAGCUCCCGCUCUCACGCCAUCUUCACCAUUCACCUGUGCCAAGUCAGAGUCUGUGCAUCCGACAAUGUACGUACAAGAGCAGCUUAUUCCUAGCCUUAGUACCAGUCCUUUUGUGCUCUCUUGCCAACUCCUAUCUUAUUCCGUAUUUACACUUUUGUUACUGAUGUGAUGCCUGUCACUUGCUAUGACACUGUUAGAGCAUGUUAUGAUAUGUUAUGACAGUGACUGAAGUUGCUCCUAAUCUUGACGUUACAGAAAUGAUAUAGCCACUCCUAUGCUAUCACGUCAUAUUAUGCUAGGUUACGUAAAUGACAUACUGUAUAAAGAAAUGACUCUUAUUAUGGUACUGACGUACUAUGUUUAUGGUAGGCUACUGACAUUCAAUGUUAUGUUGCAUUAGUGACAGGGACAGUGCUUUUGAAUAACGGUACUGACACAAAGGCAUCCAUCUGGGGGUUUUCUAACUCACAGCAAGACAACAACGAGACGGACAGCAAGAUUGCUAACUGCAACUCAGAGAUGGAAGAGUAUGAGACACUGACGGCCAAGUUUCACUUUGUGGACCUGGCCGGGUCAGAGAGGCUGAAGAGAACCGGGGCGACCGGAGACCGAGCUAAGGAGGGAAUCUCCAUCAACUGUGGACUGGUGAGACACUGGUUGUGUCCGAAAUGGACCGUAUUCCAUAUAGUUAGUACACUAAUUUUGAUCCACCCUAUUCCCUAAUACACUAGCAGGUCUAUCCAACCCUGUUCCUGGAGAACUACGCUCCUGUAGGUUUUCACUCCAACCCCACUUGUAACUAACCUGAUUCAGCUUAGCAACCAGCUAAUUGUUAGAAUCAGGUACGCUAGAUAAGGGUUGGAGCGAAAACCUAUAGGAUGGUAGCUUUCCAGGAACAUGGUUGGAGAGCCCUCACUAUAAGAAUCUGGUCAAAAGGGCUCUGGUAAAAAUGUGUGCAAUAUAGGAAUAUAUCAUUUUUGUCCUUUAACCCCCUAAGGUCGAUGUCCGCACCCAAAUUAGCAUAACACAACAAUCCCCAUCAAAAUCCAUCGGUUUAAGCUAGAGAUAUCUGUUUUUUUGCAUCGGAUGCGUCUCAAUCCACCCCAUCUGCCUAUAUAACACUUCCGCAUCUGCGGUGAAAGCUGACAGAGCUAAAGCAGCGUUUGUCAGACCAUGAGACAUCCCGAAAAUCAGUCUUCAUACAGAAUCAUCUGUAGCGUCCCAACGGUUUGGCCUAAAAACUAUAAUGACCCUUCUAUGGAAAGAUGAGUCUCUCACAAACAUGAUGGUGUUCUCUGUUUUAUAUAUAUAAACAUCCCGAUCUUUCUUAUAUGUCUACGAUAUAGGACAGACUCUUCAGAACAAACUUCCUUUAGAUUAUUUUUGGGGGACUAUCUGUUGUUCCAUGUAGUGAAUCUGUUAUUCAAUGCAUUUGAAUGGGCUAAUACAGUAGUAGUAAGGCCACAUUUCUUUUCUUCAUCAAAUAUGUUUUGGAUAUCGUUUUUUUCUUAACAGAGUGCCAUCUAGUGGUUAAAAGCAGUACCUUGCAAAAACUGUGCGACGUCAUAACGGCCCAGUAUGGACAUAAAUAGAACCAGAAUGUUUCUGAAAAUAACCUUCAAUAUCUGUUUUGCUGUGUGGUGUUUCUUGGUCAUGUCUUCCAAACUGCAGCUUGCUCUUGGAAAUGUAAUCAGUGCUUUGGGAGACAGAAGCAAGCGAUCCACGCAUGUGCCUUACAGAGACUCCAAACUCACUCGGCUUCUACAGGACUCCCUGGGUGGAAAUAGGUCUGUGUGCGAUUGGUCAAGCCUUUCUCCCUCUCUUUGUGUCAGGGUUGGUGUCACAGUCAGUUGGUGUGCAUGUCAAACUAAAUGCUUUUUCUUAACUGAUACAGUAUUUAUUAGAUGUCUACAACACAAUUGCUACAAGCAACCAUAUCCAUCUGAACUACAGAUUGCAAAUGCUAACUCUCUGUGCUUCUUUUGUAAAUCCACCUUCCCCUCUGUCAGCCAAACGAUGAUGAUAGCGUGCAUCAGCCCGUCUGACCGGGACUUCAUGGAGACCCUGAACGCACUGAAGUAUGCCAACAGAGCCAGGAACAUUAAGAACAAGGUGAUGGUGAACCAGGACAAGGCCUCCCAACAGAUCUCUGCUCUCAGGACAGAGAUCGCCAGGCUACAGAUGGAACUGAUGGAGUACAGGACGGUGAGAGAGUGAGAGAGUGAGAGAGUGAGAGAGUGAGAGAGUGAGAGAGAGUAAACGUGAACUAUAUGAAAAGGUGAGGUAUGACCGUCCAAAAAUAAAUUGCCCUUAAUUAAUUCUAAUUCUGUCUAAACCCAGGGUAAGCGUAUGGUGGGUGAGGAUGGUAUGGAUAGCAUCAACGACAUGUUCCAUGAGAACAGCAUGCUGCAGACAGAGAACAGCAACCUGAGGAUCAGGGUCAAAGCCAUGCAGGAGACUAUUGACGCACAGAGGGCCAGACUCACCCAGUACCUCAGUGACCAGGCCAACCAGGUCCUCGCCAGGGCAGGUGAGGGUGUGUGUGUGCUUAUGUCUUUAUGACCACGUCCAUUGUAAACAGUUUAGAGGUGUGUUUGCUAAGGGUUUCCUGUUCUGUUUAUUCUCAGGUGAGGGGAGUGAAGAGAUUGGGAACAUGAUCCAGAGCUACAUCAAAGAGAUUGAGGAUCUCAGGUAAACUUUUCUGUCUUCAUACAGUACAUACUGACAUAGAGGUCAAUCAAAACAUUUUCUCCCUACUGAACAUGACCCAGCAUAGCACAUAGACAACAUUGAGCUUUAGGAAUAUGUCAGAAACUGAAAUUCAAUUAAAUUCCACUGUUAUUCCCCAUAGAGCCAAACUCCUGGAGAGCGAGUCUAUGAAUGAGAACCUUCGUAAGAAUCUGUCCCGUGCCUCCUCACGGCAGUCCUUUUACCCCGGAACCUUCUCCGCUGCCCUCUUGGCACCCGAGAAGGAGGCCUCAGACAUCAUCGAGAUGGCUAAGAAAGACCUGGAAAAACUCAAGAAGAAGGAGAGGAAGAAGAAGAAGAGGUAAAGAGUGAACAUGGUUAAUUGUAGGACCAAAUUAUUUAUGUUUUCUUGUUAAAAAACAUACGUUUUUUUAACAAUUCUUGUAUGACCUCAAUGUGGGGCCAUGGUGAGUAGCAGUUUGUGAUCUCUAUGUUUUUCCCUAUGACUUCUUUUCCUUCCUCUUCUCUGUACUCCCUGGUUUCCUUCUUUCCCUCCUUCCUUCUUUCCUUCCUUCCUUGUCACAUCUCUCUCCCCUGUCCUCUCACCUGUGACCUUUGACCUUGACCUCUCCCUGAACUGAAGGCUCCAGCAGCUGCUGGAAGAGAGGGAGGAGGAGUUAGUAGAGGAGGAAGAUGGCAGGUUUGUCACAGGUUCCCCCUCCCUUAACCUCCCUGCCAUUUCCAUCCCUCACUUCUUCUAAACAACCAUUUUGUUUUGUUUGACAGGCAGUUGCCACGCCAGAAGGGAAACCUGAGUUCAGUUCCUUCAGUUCUUCCUGUGUUCACUCGUUUCUUUCAAUUUGCUCACCCCGACUGACUGAUAUGAUGUUUUCAUCCACCAUCAAUGGCCUUAUCAUGAUCUUUAUUAACACACUUUAUUUAUGAAGAUAUAAAAACGGGAUUCAUUUACAGAUAAUUAUUAUACUGUACUAAACAAUUUUGUGCUCCACUGCAUAUUCUGGCAUGCUAUUUUGCUUUCCUUCGGUUUUUUUCACCUCUAGAAAAAAAAUACUAUUCAACUUCUGCUUAGUUCAAUGUUGUCUCACCUUGCCCCUCUGUUGUUCCCUACUAGUGUUGUCAAGGAGGAAGUCCCCGACAAUGACCAAGACAAUGGGAUGGAAAAAGAGCUGACUGAGCGGUCCAAUGAGGAGCAUGAGACGGUAUGAUUGACAACCUAUUAGUCAACCUAUUAGUCCAAUGAUAGAGCUGGGUGAUAUGGACAAAAAUCCAUAUUGUGAUAAAUUGUCAAUUUCUUUUGCUAAAUCAGCGAUAACUUUAUAGAUUUGUUUGUAUUUUACCCCCUUUUUCAAUCUUUUCUCAUCGCUGCAACUCCCCAACGGGCUCGGGAGGUGAACGUCGAGUCAUGCGUCCUCCGAAACAUGACCCGCCAAACCACACUUCUUAACACCCGCCCGCUUAACCCGGAAGCCAGCUGCACCAACGUGUCAGAGGAAACACCGUUCAACUGACGACCGAGGUCAGCCUGCAGGCGCCCGGCCCACCACAAGGAGUCACUAGAGUGUGAUGAGCCAAGUAAAGUCCCCCGGCCAAACUCUCUCCUAACCCGGACAACGCUAGGACAAUUGUGCGCCGCCCUAUGGGACUCCCGAUCACGGCCGGUUGUGAUACAGCCCAGGAUCGAACCCAGAUCUGUAGUGACACCUCUAGCACUGCGAUGCAGUGCCUUAGACCGCUGCGCCACUCGGGAGGCCCCAGCAAUAACUUAUUUAUUGGGGAGGUGCUAUAGCUGGUUGAUAUGGACAAAAAGUAAUAUUGUGAUAAAUGUAACUAUUUUGCUCUAACAAUAAAUACAAUGAUAAAAAAAUGUUUAAUGGACAGCUUAACAUUAGCUUUUACAUCAGCGGCAGGGCUCUAGACACUGAGAUGGUAACCUAUGAUUAAAAAAGUAAGCUAUUUCAUCUAACAUAUCCAGGGAAUGCAUUAUUGAUAAUUUGCUGGCAAUCUGUCAAAAUAGGAUCCCGAAUUAUCUGAUUUAUUUUGGGAAUUUGCUGACAUCUUUGUGCAUAUUGGCCUAUAGGCUAUAUUAUUCACCUCCUGAGGAAGUGGGAACUCAAAAGCUAGAUUACUAACUCUAAAUAAGAUAGUGUUGCUAUAUAGCCAUGUAUGCUAAUUGAUUCAGCACAACUUUCCAGUGCUAGGCCUAGGCUAUAUGAUGUAGUCCUAUUCACUGCAAAUCAAAACCAUACUACAGCCUGCUCCGGUUGUAAAGUGGUGCCAUGAAAUCAAUAUUAAGAUGGAUGUGAGAAAUACAUUUAUACUCACAGAAAACUGUGACUCACCUCUAGAACAACAGUAGUUGCUUUGAAAAUUGUAUUUUCUUCUGGCAAUUGCAGUUUGAGCAACAGUCAUAUGCUUGUGCUUCUCAGAAUGCAUCUUUCUCUCCUCCGUGCGCACAGUGGGGAGAGGGAGUGAGAGUGGCUCGCUCACUCAGCAGCCGACAGCGAAACGGAGACAGGCAGAUGCCUUCAUAGCAGGAAUCAACAUGAUGCUAUUACUGUUGACCAAAUAAUGGUUUUAGAACAAGCUACAGGAAUGUUGAGAAGGAAAAUGUUUCGGUUUAUCGUCCAAGCAAUAACUAAAAGACCAGUGAGUUUUUCCCCUCCCCAUUCUUCUGACAUUGGAUAAUUCUGUAUUCUAUUCUACUCAUGUGUGCUCUCAGGAGGGGCAGGAGGGGAGUGACCACGAGGAAGAGGAGGAUGAUGAAGAGGAAGAGAUGGAUGUGGAGGAGAGCUCUGAUUCAGACUCGGACUCAGAUGAGAAAGGUAAAAUGGCUGAUUUCUAGAAAUAGGAAAUAUAGAAGGCACAUAUAGUGGACAUGUAUAUCUAUGAUUUGAACCCAUAUGAAUCAAUGUUACUUUCCCCCACCAGAGAACUUCCAGGCGGACCUGGCCAACAUUACAUGUGAGAUUGCCAUCAAGCAGAAGCUGAUAGACGAGCUGGAGAACAGCCAGAGGCGUCUGCACACGCUCAAACAGCAGUACGAACAGAAACUGAUGAUGCUGCAGAGUAAGAUCAGAGACACACAGCUGGAGAGGGACAAGGUGCUGCAGAACAUGGGUACGUCUCAUAUAGAGGGUGAGAAUGUACUCACGGUAUGACCUGGACACUGGGAUUACAUAGCUAUGGGAUAUGCAUACAGCCGUUACUGGUUUAUAGUCUAUCAGAGAACUGUGAAGAGUUUGGAGUUUUUAUUUUGCUCUGGUUCUUUAGAACAUAGGGCUAUUGAACAGCCACCUCUAUAAAAAGUGUGGGGUUUCCCUCUGUUGAUUUAAGGCAGGGGUGGUCAACAUUUCCGAUCCUACUAUAACACACCGAUUCAGCUAAUCAAGGUCCUGAUGAGCAGUGGACUAGUAGAAUCAGGUGUGGAAGGGCUGAAGCAAAAGCCUGCAUACCCAGUUGUUCUCUAGGAGGGAUGGCAACCUGUGAUUUCUAAGCUUAUUUCCUCAUUUUGUCUGUCUUGUUUUUGGCUCCCCCUUCAGGCUCAGUGGAGACGUGCAAUGACGAUAAGGCCAAGAAGAUCAAGCAGGAGUAUGAGAAGAAGCUGAGUCUCAUGAAUAAGGAGCUACAGAAGCUACAGUCAGCCCAGAAGGAACACGCACGCCUCCUCAAGAACCAAUCAAAGUACGAGACACAGCUCAAGAAGCUCCAACUGGACGUCACAGAGAUGAAGAAGACAAAGGUAGAACGAAAACGUACUUGUACCUGACCACAACCAUGACUGACCACACUCGCCACCAACCACUCGUGACAUUGCCAUCGUAAAGAUAUUUAUUAAUACAAUAUUCCCACCCCGUAAUUCUUUUUUUGAGUCACCACUCAGUCAACAUCAUAUUUCAUAUUUUUCCAACAUACUGACGUUGAACAUCAAUGGUGGGUUACUGAUAUUGAUCUAAAUGUGAUCUGGUUGGCCAUCAGGUUCGUCUGAUGAAGCAGAUGAAGGAGCAGCAGGAGAAGAACAGAAUGACAGAGUCCAGGAGGAACAGAGAAAUCGCCAGCCUCAAGAAGGACCAGCGCAAACAGGAGGUGAACCACGGGACCCAUAGUCUAGUUUCUCAGUAUUGCAGCAGUACUACCUUUUCACACUAUCCACCUCAUGUAGCCCUGCCAAAUUGAAUUCAGCAAGCUUCUCCUCUUAGAGUCUAUGAAGCCUUGCUUCUCAGCUCUUUAUCCAGUGAGUACGGUUCGGUAUAAAGUCAGACUGAUUUUGUUAUACUUAUUUCCAGUCUGGUUUGGGCAGGGCAAGGCUUGCCUAAAAGCUAUCUUGAGCCAGAUGUGUUAUUGGACCAGUUAAGCAAAUAUUUUGCAACUUAAUGCUAUUGGCAUUACUGAAGGCCAUGUUAAUGUGUGUUCCACAGCACCAGCUGAAGCUACUGGAGGCCCAGAAGAGACAACAGGAGCUCAUACUGCGCAGGAAGACUGAGGAGGUGAGCAAACUGAACGGCCAUCUGAAGUCAUCAUGAGGGGCCGCAGUUGCUCGCCUGUCUGCGUACCCACAUGUGCAUACCAGAAAUGUUUGCAGUGAGACUGACUAACAAAAUCAAUGGGGUCCCCCCGGCCGGUAAUUUGACCAUGAUUAUUACAUUUAGAUAGUCUAGCAGCCAGCUAACUUAACAAUCUAAAAAAUGUUAGCUGAGAUGUGCUAAUUGUCUAUCAGUAAGCAGGUUUCCAGCCAACCAUUUCAUGCAGAUUAAUUAUCUAACGCAAGAAAGAAGUCACGACUGGGCUGCUGGAAACAUGAAAUGCCGGUACAAUUUUAUAAAUACCGACAGACAAUUUGUUUGUUCGACAUGGUGUGAUUUUUUGGUCUCUGUAUAAUUAACUAUGCGAGAAAUGGUGAUGGAAAUGCCUCUGUGCAAAUGUUGAUAUAAUAACAAUCAUAUCGAAGUAAAUUUGGAGUCAUGCGAUGAUAUGUGUGGUCUUCCAGUUACGGCUCGGGAAAGCAUGCAGUUUAUUAGGCUACAGAUUAAAUAAAUGAUGAUUAACUUCACAGGGUGGUGAAUGUGCAAGGUGAUGAGCUUGAUGUUCCUUUCCAAUAAAUAUCGACGGUCUUAUUCUAAUGACAUGAUGAUCUAUGCUUGGCUGCCGUUUGACAAAUACAAAUAAUAUCGCUCUUAUCCAUAAUAAUCUCAUAAUGUAGGUAGCCUACCCACACUGUAUCUGCCAGCUGUUGGUUAAAGCGAAGGUGCCAUGACCAGAGUGGGGUCAUUUGGAAUAUAACACAACAGUUUUUUUGACAAAACCAUCAGUGAAAAUGCGAUGGAAAUCCAUUGAACUUGUAUUUUUCAUUCGGUACAUGGUAAUUUAAAGGCAAACGUUUUUUUUAUGUGCAUUACGUCAUCGCGCAAAGCCUUUUCCACCGGAGAUGGAAACGCAUUUCCGGUGGAAAAUGUGCAUAUUGUUUUCUGCAGAUUUUUGAAUAUUCGCAUAAAAAUCUUUCGCAAAUUGGAUGGAAACCUAGCUAGUGACUGACAUAACAAGAGAAAAACUGCUGAUGCACAACAACGAAAUGGCAUGUUAUGUAUUCUACUAUUCUAACUUGCAACAGUAAGUUGAGACCCCAACUGAGUUAAAAAAAUAUAUAUAUAUCUGAGGGCCUUCAAAAGGGGGCGGCCCAUGGGACGCCAGUUGCCCAUCCCUGACAUAGAGUAAAGGGAUGUAGUAUACAGUGAGGGAAAAAAAUAUUUGAUCCCCUGCUGAUUUUGUACGUUUGCCCACUGACAAAGACAUGAUCAGUCUAUAAUUUUAAUGGUAGGUUUAUUUGAACAGUGAGAGACAGAAUAACAACAACAAAAUCCAGAAAAACGCAUGUCAAAAAUGUUAUUAAUUGAUUUGCAUUUUAAUGAGGGAAAUAAGUAUUUGACCCCUCUGCAAAACAUGACUUAGUACUUGGUGGCAAAACCCUUGUUGGCAAUCACAGAGGUCAGACGUUUCUUGUAGUUGGCCACCAGGUUUGCACACAUCUCAGGAGGGAUUUUGUCCCACUCCUCUUUGCAGAUCUUCUCCAAGUCAUUAAGGUUUCGAGCAUGACGUUUGGCAACUCAAACCUUCAGCUCCCUCCACAGAUUUUCUAUGGGAUUAAGGUCUGGAGACUGGCUAGGCCACACCAGGACCUUAAUAUGCUUCUUCUUGAGCUACUCCUUUGUUGCCUUGGCCGUGUGUUUUGGGUUAUUGUCAUGCUGGAAUACCCAUCCACGACCCAUUUUCAAUGCCCUGGCUGAGGGAAGGAGGUUCUCACCCAAGAUUUGACGGUACAUGGCCCCAUCCAUCGUCCCUUUGAUGCGGUGAAGUUGUCCUGUCCCCUUAGCAGAAAAGCACCCGAAAAGCAUAAUGUUUCCACCUCGAUGUUUGACGUGGGGAUGGUGUUCUUGGGGUCCUAGGCAGCAUUCCUUCUCCAAACACGGCGAGUUGAGUUGAUGCCAAAGAGCUCCAUUUUGGUCUCAUCUGACCACAACACUUUCACCCAGUUCUCCUCUGAAUCAUUCAGAUGUUCAUUGGCAAACUUCAGACGGCCCUGUAUAUGUGCUUUCUUGAGCAGGGGGACCUUGCGGGCGCUGCAGGAUUUCAGUCCUUCACGGCGUAGUGUGUUACCAAUUGUUUUCUUGGUGACUAUGGUCCCAGCUGCCGUGAGAUCAUUGACAAGAUCCUCCCGUGUAGUUCUGGGCUGAUUCCUCACCCUUCUUAUGAUCAUUGCAACUCCAUGAGGUGAGAUUGUGCGUGGAGCCCCAGGCCGAGGGAGAUUGACAGUUAUUUUGUGUUUCUUCCAUUUGCGAAUAAUCGCACCAACUGUUGUCACCUUCUCACCAAGCUGCUUGGCGAUGGUCUUGUAGCCCAUUCCAGCCUUGUGUAGGUCUACAAUCUUGUCCCUGACAUCCUUGGAGAGCUCUUUGGUCUUGGCCAUGGUGGAGAGUUUGGAGUCUGAUUGAUUGAUUGCUUCUGUGGACAGGUGUCUUUUUAUACAGGUAACAAACUGAGAUUAGGAGCACUCCCUUUAACAGUGUGCUCCUAAUCUCAGCUCGUUACCUGUAUAAAAGACACCUGGGAGCCAGAAAUCUUUCUGAUUGAGAGGGGGUCAAAUACUUAUUUCCCUCAUUAAAAUGCAAAUCAAUGUAUAACAGUUUUGACAUGUGUUUUUCUGGAUUUUUUUGUUGUUAUUCUGUCUCUCACUGUUCAAAUAAACCUACCAUUAAAAUUAUAGACUGAUCAUUUCUUUGUCAGUGGGCAAAUUUACAAAAUCAGCAGGGGAUCAAAUACUUUUUUCCCUCACUGUAUAGAAGUGCUGUAUACUUGACAAUUACCCAAGACUAGAAGCAGUUACACACAUCCUGCAACAAAUCACUAACUCUCAUCUAGUUGGAUCUAAGUUCAAGGAACUUUGAAGUUCUAGGACCAGAAAACGAAAAGCUUUUUUCCCAAUUCUAUUUGACCUUUGAUACCUGGAAUAGGAUAUUCACUUGGGAACGGAAGUUGUAGGAACCAUUGGCCAGAGUCCGAGAGCAGAGGUACAGAGAGAGUAGGCUACCAAUGGGAUCUUUGUAUCAUAAGAGUUCAAGACUUCCCUGAAGAUCACUGAUAACAACAAACAUGGCAGUUUAGUAAAUAAAAUAUCAAGCUAGACUCAUACUAUUCUAUUGAGAUGAUCAAAUUUAGCAUCAGGUAGUAGCUCUGGUGGCUCAUUACUUACGUGUGUGUGUGUGUGUCUGUGUCUACCAGGUAACUGCACUGAGGAGACAGGCCAGACCUAUGUCUGGUAAGGUGACCAGCAGGAAGGUGAGUUUACCAGAGCCCCUCCAGGACUCCUCCCACCGACCCCCCUCAGGACGCCUGCACUCCUCUGGAUCCACCGCACCCAACGGAACCAGGUAGGGACUGGACAACAGGUCACUGCAAUGCCAUUUUGAUGUGUGACUGUAUUUGUGUUGCUGUAUUACACUGUUUGGUGUAUGUAGAGCAAUCAUCAUGGCUUUUGCAGCUUGAGAUCUGCAUGGCCAUACUGUAGAGUGUACAUGCCUCAACAUUGUGUGUGUGCGCAUGUGUGUGACAGGUCCUACUACAGACGGUCAACGGGCAUAUAUUCCACCAGAGUGGCCAGGGUAAAGUGGCAGUCUCUGGAGCGCCGUAUCUCUGAUGUCAUCAUGCAGAGGAUGACCAUAUCCAACAUGGAGGCUGAUAUGAACCGCCUGCUCAAGGUAAACAUUAAAUGUCAUUCACACAUCUUUUCAUUUGCUGAAUAUAGUUUACAGACCUAAUAUAUUACUCUAAAUUAGCGUUGUUAGCAAUUAACAUUGGCAAACUCCUCCUUAUUCCCCUGCUCCGUCCCCUACCCUCCUUUCCCUGCCUCCUCUCUCUCCUUCCCCAUUCCUCCUCCUCCACUCUCCCCCCUCCAUCGUUCCUCCCCUCCACAGCAACGUGAGGAGCUGACCAAGAGGAGGGAGAAGGUGACCAGAAAGAGGGACAGGCUGGCGGGGGAGAGGCCUGAGGAAGAGAAGGCGGUGUUUCCCCUCAACGAGGAAGUGGACACCCUGAUGGCCAACAUCGACUACAUCAACGACAGCAUCGCAGACUGCCAGGCCAACAUUAUGCAGAUGGAGGAGGCCAAGGUCAGACAGACAGAAAGCUGGCAUUAGCAGUACAUUUUCUGAAAUCAAGGAGUCGAGGAGAGGAAGCCACAUAAAAGUUGAGAUACAACCAUGGCCAAUUUCAAGCAGCACAAAUCUGGCCAACCAAAUCAAACACUAUCCCAUGACUCUCUGAGUAACAUGCAUCCUAAAAGCAACAUAUGAAUUGAGCUGAUUAGGAUGUUUUUCCUAACCAUGUAAUUAUGCAUUUGCAGGAGGAGGUUGACACGGUAGAUGUUUCCGCAGUGAUCAGCUCCUGUACCCUAACAGAAGCCCGUUUCCUGAUGGACCACUUCAUGUCUAUGGCCAUCAACAAGGUAACUAACUUACUGCCUUUUACCUGUCCCUCCGUAGUCACUCCCCAAUCUCUCACACCAUUGUUUUUUCCUGGAGUUGACUUAGUUUAAAGGGGGGCUGAACUUGCGGAUUUAGCCUCGGUUUCAAUGGUCCUCAUUAGGAAAUGCGAUUGAGAACAAGAUUUGGGUUUUGGACCUGUGCUUUGAUGUGGGUUUCUCUUGUGUGUGUUCGAACGUGGGAAGCUUUUGUACUUUCACUCUGCCAGAACAGUACACAGUCACUCAACCUUCUAGAUAACAGUCUAACCAGGUCUUGUGUCUGGAAAUAGCCUAGACUAGCUAGCAAGCUAGCCAACUUCUUUCGCCAAUUAGCUUCAGUCAGCCGGUGUGCGACCGUGGCAAAGUUGGUUUGACUUUGGAUAGCCUAUCUGUGGGGCUAGUUAGGAGAAGUUGCUUUUUUGGUUCAGUCGCACCCAGGUUCCACGUUUCAAAUUAAGUCAGUUUCUACGAUUGUUAAUAUGUUUAGUUCUGUGUGUAUAUGCACAAGCACCCUCCUUGUGUAUUAAUCUUUUGUGUGUGUACGGUGUUACCUUUAGUGACCCUUCUUAUAGCUGACCUAUGACCUUUGACCUCCUCCCUAUCCUAGGGUCUGCAGGCAGCCCAGAAGGAGUCCCAGGUGAAGGUGAUGGAGGGCAGGCUGAAGCAGACAGAGAUCACCAGCGCAACUCAGAACCAGCUGCUGUUCCACAUGCUGAAAGAGAAGGCAGAGUUUAACCCCGAACUGGACGCCCUGCUGGGGAACGCUUUGCAAGGUAACAGCCCGAACUCCAGCCUGCCAGCCACACACCCUGCAAGAUACGUGUAUAGUUCAGUCCAGGGCCUUGACCCUGACCCUCUCAGCCCCUGUUACUGGAGGUCCGUAAGUCAAACCCACAACACUACCAGGUCUUGCUAACCCCAAAUAAAUGAAUUUGACUGGCUUUGGUUACUCAAUGGGUGACAGAAGUAUAUAUAAUUGAAAAAAUAACUGUCUGUGGCCUGAAUGUUGUUGGGAUUCUAUUGGACCUGGAGAGAGAGAGCUGUUGGCUGGACCUCCAGAACCAAGGCUGGGAGACUGUGAUCCAGUGCAUGAUGGGGACCUGUUGAGUUGCUCUUUGCUUGUGGCCUCCUCAAUAGAUGCUAGCCGUGAGAUGAAAAGUCACACAAGUACAUUAUUUAUCAUUCAAGUUUGGAAACCCAUCUAUAUUUGCCCUUUUUGUUUCAUGGCUAUGGAGCUGAGCUGACAUCUUUUGUUAUAGAGUUGAUGUUUUGUUAUGGCGCUGACAAUGGAAUAAGGUUCCGUAUGACAGUUGUAUUUUCACCAGCAUCUGUUGAGGAGGACGUCUUUUUGAAUAGUAGAACUAGCACUCUUGCUAUUUCUUUUCUUUUCGAUUUGAUUUGGUUUUGAUUAUGGGAGAAUGAAUGAAUGUGUUUUUGAUUCGUGUAUUGCCUUUCUUCUUGUCCCCCGCCAUGGUGCGUUAAUGUAUACAGAGCUAGGUAACAUGCCAGUGGGUAAGUAACAGACACCAGACUCUCUAUGUUUAUAUGAAUGCAUGGGUCCUCCUCCUGGAAACUAACUCAACAACAUGAGCAGGUGCAUGAGGUGUAAUGCUGCUGUCUUCCAAACCUCCCUCCAUCUGUUAGCUGACGCUUCCUCUUCUCCUCCUCCUCCUCUUCCCAAUGUGAAAGAACCCCUUUCCUAGUCUCAGCUCACCAUGUGCUACAGCCACCGUGAUUUCUAGCACCUGCUAAUAUAACUACUGAACUUGUAUCCUUAAUAGAGGACCCCUUCCCACCAUGUGCUACAGCCACCAUGCCUUGUACUAUAGCAUCUGCUAAUAUAACUACUGUACUGUAUCUGUAGGUAGAACCAGGACGUUUUGUCUCAGUUGGACCCUGUAGGCAAACCACACUGCCCCGGGAGCAGCUCAUCUCAGUUUCCCCCUCCCUCCUUUUCAUAACCCCUCACAUCUGACCUCUUGACCUCUUUGUACCCUCUCAUCCUUUCGACGCCUGAACCCUGUCAACCCUUCCCUCUCAGUGACUGAACAAGGACCUGAUCUUUUCAGGUCUUUUGAGGCAAUUCCAUAUAAACGGCAUGGCGCUGCGCUGACAUCGUCUUCAUCUGCUUCUCCUUGUUCAUUAUUGCCACCUCUACCUUGUUCAAUAAUAUAAACCACAUAUUGUUAACAUCUGUUUGUAGCCAACACAGUAUUAGCAUAAGAGUUGGUUCAGUAAACGGUUUUACCCUUGUACCAUGUUUGGUUGACAAUUGGCAGGUAUUUGGACUAGUAGACAGAACUGACUUAAGUUUGUUGGUAUUUAGUCAUAACACAGAAAAAUAUGAGCAUUUGCUAUGGAUGUUGUUUGGCUCUGACAUACAGUUCAACUGACAUUUUGAGUCCUCUGAUUUCUCAGAGAACGGGGAUGACAGCAGCAGUGACGAAUCUGCCCAGAGUCCUGCAACAGAGGGACAGUAAGUAUUAAAGAGAGAGUUCACUCAAAUUACCCCAAAAUAGUGAACAUUUCACUUUUUUGGGGGGGCCUGUUUUUUUUAUUUUUUUUUAAAUGAUGUUAUCUCAUGUAUUCUACUUCCUUGUUACAGCUCUCUGACAUCAGAUCUAAUGAAACUCUGUGGAGAGACCAAAACAAGGAGCAAGGUACCAUUCUCAGCCUAUUAGCAUGUGUAUGUUUGGAUGCUUGUUUUACUAUCCUUGUGGGUACAUUGGUGUGUGGGUACAUUGGUGUGUGGGUACAUUGGUGUGUGGGUACAUUGGUGUGUGGGUACGUGUUUGUGUGUAUUAUGAACUGAGUGUGUGUUUCUCCCCACCCAGGCUCGUAGGAGAACCACCACUCAGAUGGAGCUGCUCUACGCCAAUAGCGACUCCGCCCCUGACACGCCUUCUAGUGAUUUCUCCUCCCCCUGUCUCCCAUUGGCUGAAACUCCAGAAGAGGGCAGAGAUCCUGAGACUCCCAUUGGCUCGUCAGUCAGGGACAGGGACUAUAUGGCUCAUUCUCCUUGCUUGUCCUCUAAGAUGGGCAGCAUGUAAGUCUGGGCCUGCGCGUGCUAACUAGCUAACGUGCUAACCCGCUGCUUCCUGCAUGUUGAUACAGCUGCUGCUUAUUCUCUUUUCAGUUUGCCUGACAUGGCCUGUAAAUCUCCUCUAUUCACCUGCAAGUCUCCUAGCCAGUAGAAACCAAAAUGUACCCCUUUAGUAUAUUCAUUAAUAAGCAUGUAGCAGCUGUUAUAACCCUAACCCAUCAAGGCUACUACUGACAGACAAACACAUGCGCAGACACACACAAAAUGAUUAUGAGGCAUGUACAGUAUGGCCAUGCAGAUCUCAUGUUCUCUCGCUAGAUGCAAUUUUCAACUGCAAUAGGCUUAUGACACGGCUAUCUCAACUCUACAGAAUAUUAACCCUUUACAGCUGCAUCCUUUAAAAGCAACACAAAGUGCUAAUAAAGCUAACCAGUAGCGCACGGUGGCUUUCUACGAAUGUCUUGAGCAGCAAUACCAAUUUUAGUGUGACUUGAAUACGUAAGAUAUAGUGCUGGGGACUGAUUUCAGUGUGACACAAUUUAGCCCUAAAGCUACACCGGUGUCCUUAUAAAACACAAGAUUUGGGUGAAGGAGGAACGUCUAUAUUGGGACUGAAUAUCAGGUAACAGUGUGGUAUGUGUGUACUGCAUGUUCACCACCGCAAUAUUGUUUCAUUUAUACUUUUGUUUACAUGCUUAUAUUGUUGUCCUUUUUGUUCCUAAUGUUUUGUCUUGUCUUUGGGUUGUGUUGUGUGUUGCUAAUGAAAACUAAACUAAAUGUUAGUUCCGGCUCCAGACCUGCCUCCUCCUCAGGGGCAGAAAAGAGAGUUCCAGGGCCCUCGCCGCUCUCUCGCAGGAAGACCUAUGACAAGACUCAAGUGGCAGCUAAAGUCAAGGAGAUCAAACAGUAAGAGACUAGCGACGCUCUGGUGGCCGGAGGCCAAAAGCACAACUUUUUCCAACAGCUGUUGCAAAUUAUACUUAUCCCCCCCCCCGCCCCCCCACUUUCCGAAUGUCAAGUAGUUAACGCGUUCUUGAGAAAUAUAGAUAAUUUUGUUUCUAUAUCCCUCUUGACUGAGACUAAAUGAUUGACUUCUGUUUCCCAAAACAUUUUUUUUUUGCAUCUGUUUUUAAUUUGGGAAGUUAAUUCAGUGUUCAACUUGGCCCUCUCAGCCUCUUCAAACCCUCUGUUGUAAAUUUGGCUAUGAUAUAUAAAUCCUAUAUAUUGGUAUCCAGCGCUAACCAACUGUUUUUCUCAAACACUUUGAAGUAAGUGUAAUCUAAGAAGCUAAAGGUGGGGGUAAGGGGAACCAUGCUGAGUGAAACCCUGAGUGAGCAAACAUUCUUUCCCCGAUCAGUUCUCAGGACCACAUGUGAUGACCAUACACAACUCAAUGUUCUUAGACCAAAUGUGAAAAGUCUCAGAAAUGAGUGCAGAGCCUUAUACAACGGGUGGUUCUAAUCCUGAAUGCUGAUUGGUUAAAACCGCAUUCCAGCCAGUGUCUAUUCCACAAGUUACCACCGGCUAAAUCUAUGCUGUGAAAAUGCCUAUUUACUCUGUUCCAUCUGACUGCACAAUCCACUGUCUCAUCAGCACAGCCAGGCAAUUUAUGAACUUGAUCUCCACUAUAAAAAGCAUCUAGACAUGAUCUCACAUUUCUUUUAGACAAACAUUUAGUUAUCAACAGCAGAGAUUUGUAUAAACCUUGCUGUCUGUCUCUCUGACAUUUGCAACAUUGUUUCAAUAUUCAAAUUCGAUCUCCAGCUGUCCCAUAGUAAUGAACAUGUCAGGACGAGACAGACAGGCAGGCAGCGUUUCCCAGCCAGUCAAAAUCAUGAAUCAGCUGGCAUGAUUCUUAUGGAUAUAUACAAAGAAAUGUCAAUAGAAAGCAGCUUGUUUGCAAUCUUUCCAGCUUCAAUUUGAAGUGAUUGUGUUAGCUGUGAUUGUUGGCUAGCUCCUCUAAUCAACAGUAUCCUGACGAGAGAGCACAUUUUCUAUGCCAGGUGAAAUCGCGCCUCAUUAGCUCACUGUAAUGGAUGUAUCCAAAAUAAUGUCACUAGAAAACAGCUUAAACAAAUGUAAAUGGUGCUACUUUGUUGUUUUUUGGCUGCACUGUUUGACGUGACUGUAAAUUAGCCGUAGUUGGCUAGCUAGCAAGCAAGGGAUAAGAAGGUUGCCAGCCAGUACAUUUUGAACGAACAAUUGGGUCGUGUCCAUAGAUACAGAACAGAAAGACUGAACGACUGGGUCACGUCUCUGGCAACCGAACCGAUAGAACGAACGACCAGCCGGCUUGGGUAGCAACCCUAGAUUUGUGUCGGGACAAUAUCUUGUGGAAGGAUGAAAUGGUAUGAAUAAAUUAAUCAAAAUAACGUUUUUAAUGAAAAUAUGUCAAUCAUUAUUUGAAUACACUACCUACUCAUUCAAGGGUUUUUCUUUAUUUUUACUAUUUUCUACAUUGUAGAAUAAUAGUGAAGACAUCAAAACUAUGAAAUAACACGUAUGGAAUCAUGUAGUAACCAAAAAAGUGUGAAAUAUAUUUUAUAUUUGAGAUUCUUAUAAAAAGCAUGAGCUGGGAGUUUAUACAUAGAGUGUGCAACUCUCUUUAUUUGUUUUUAUAUUUGAGAUUCUUCAAAUAGCCAACCUUUGCCUUGAUGACAGCUUUGCACACUCUUGGAAUUCUCUCAACCAGCUUCACCUGGAAUGCUUUUCCAACACUUGAAGGAGUUCCCACAUGCUGAGCACUUGUUGGCUGCUUUUCCUUCACUCUGCGGCCGACUCAUCCCAAACCAUAUCAAUUUGGUUGAGGUUGGGGAUUUGUGGAGGCCAGGUCAUCUGAUGCAGCACUCCAUCACUCUCCUUCUUCGUAAAAUAGCCCUUACACAGCCUGGAGGUGUGUUGGGUCAUUGUCCUGUUGAAUAACAAAUGACAGUCCCACUAAGCCCAAACCAGAUGGGAUGGCGUAUCGCUGCAGAACGCUUGGUAGCCAUGCUGGUUAAGUGUGCCUUGAAUUCUAAAUAAAUCACAGACAGUAUCACCAACAAAGCACCCCCACACCAUAACACCUCCGCUCCAUGCUUUACGGUGGGAAAUACACAUGCGGAGAUCACCCGUUCACCCACACCGCGUCUCACAAAGACACGGCGGUUGGAAACAAAAAUCUCCAAUUUGGACUCCAGACCAAAGGACACAUUUCCACCGGUCUAAUGUUCAUUGCUCGUGUUUCUUGGCCCAAGCAAGUCGCUUCUUCUUAUUGGUGUCCUUUAGUAGUGGUUUCUUUGCAGCAAUUUGACCAUGAAGGCCUGAUUCACAGUCUCCUCUGAACAGUUGAUGUUGAGAUGUGUCUGUAACUUGAACGCUGUGAAACAUUUAUUUGUGCUACAAUUUCUGAGGCUGGUAGCUCUAAUGAACUUAUCCUCUGCAGCAGAGGGAACUCUGGGUCUUCCAUUCAGGUGGCGGUCCUCAUGAGAACCAGUUUCAUCAUGGCGCUUGAUGGUUUUUGCGACUGCACUUGAAGAAACUUUCAAAGUUCUUGACAUUCUCCGUAUUGACUGACCUUCAUGUUUUAAAGUAAGGAUAGACUGUUUUUUCUCUUUGCUUUUUUGAGCUGUUCUUGCCAUAAUAUGGACUUGGUAUUUUACCAGAUAGGACUAUCUUCUGUAUACCCCCCCCCCCCACCUUGUCACAACACAACUGAUUUGCUCAAAGGCAUUAAGAAGGAAAGAAAUUCCACAAAAUAACUUUUAAGUAGGCACACCUGUUAAUUGAAAUGCAUUCCAGGUGGCUACCUCAUGAAGCUGGUUGAGAGAAUGCCAAGAGUGUGCAAAGCUGUCAUCAAGGCAAUGGGUGGCUAUUUGAAGAAUCUCAAAUAUAUUUUGAUUUGUUUAACACUUUUUUGGUUCCUACAUGGUUCCAUAUGUGUUAUUUCAUAGUUUUGAUGUCUUCACUAGAAUUCUACAGUGUAGAAAAUAGUAAAAAUAAAGAAAAAUCCUUGAAUGAGUAGGGUUCUAAAACUUUUGACCGGAAGUGUAUGUUGGUAACCCGUUGUAUCAAAUGAUAAUGCCCUCGAAGCCAGUGUUUGGAGGAUAUAUUGGCACGGUUUGCUAACAAAACCCAUGCCAAUAUAUCCUCCAAACACCGGCUUCUCGGGCAUUAUCACUUAAUCGUUGCAUAUGGAGGGUUCUUACAGAAUUCAGAGAAGACAGAAGGGGCUAGUUUCAAACAAUGAAAGCUGUUUAUCUAUUUUAGCCUAUACUGUCUCAGGUGUGUGUCAAGGUGUGCGUAUGUGUGUAUGUGCACGCGCAUUUCCACUGGUAUGGUUGUGAUCCUGUACAGUACACUGAACACAGAAUCAGUACAGAGGCAACUGAUUUGUCCUCUACGUAUGUACAGUUGAAGUCGGAAGUUUACAUACACCUUAGCCAAAUACAUUUAAACUCUGUUUUUCACAAUUCCUGACAUUAAAUCCUAGUAAAAAUUCCCUGUCUUAGGCCAGUUAGGAUCACCACUUUAUUUUAAGAAUGUGAAAUGUCAGAAUAAUAGUAGAGAAAAUGAUUUAUUUAAGCUUUUAUUUCUUUCAACACAUUCCCAGUGGGUCAGAAGUCUACAUACACUCAAUUAGUAUUUGGUAGCAUUGCCUUUAAAUUGUUUAACUUGGGUCAAACGUUUCGUGUAGCCUUCCACAAGCUUCCCACAAUAAGUUGGGUGAAUUUUGUCCCAUUCCUCCUGACAGAGCGGGUGUAACUGAGUCAGGUUUGUAGGCCUCCUUGCUCGCACACGCUUUUUCAGUUCUGCCCACAUAUUUGUUAUAGGAUUGAGGUCAGGGCUUUGUGAUGGCCACUCAAAUACCUUGACUUUGUUGUCCUUAAGCCAUUUUGCCACAACUUUGGAAGUAUGCUUGGGGUCAUUGUCCAUUUGGAAGACCCAUUUGCGACCAAGCUUUAACUUCCUGACUGAUGUCUUGAGAUGUUGUUUCAAUAUAUCCACAUACUUUUCCUUCCUCAUGAUGCCAUCUAUUUUGUGAAGUGCACCAGUCCCUCCAGCAGCAAAGCACCCCCACAGCAUGAUGCUGCCACCCCCGUGCUUCACGGUUGGGAUGGUGUUCUUCAGCUUGCAAGCACCCCAUUUUUCCUCCAAACAUAACGAUGGUCAUUAUGGCCAAACAGUUCUAUUUUUGUUUCAUCAGACCAGAGGACAUUUCUCCCAAAAGUACGGUAUUUGUCCCCAUGUGCAGUUGCAAACCGUAGUCUGGCUUUUUUAUGGCGGUUUUGGAGCAGUGGCUUCUUCCUUGCUGAGCGGCCUUUCAGGUUAUGUCGAUAUAGGACUCGUUUUACUGUGGAUAUAGAUACUUUUGUACCCGUUUCCUCCAGCAUCUUCACAAUGUCCUAUGCUGUUGUUCUGGGAUUGAUUUGCACUUUUCGCACCAAAGUAUGUUCAUCUCUAGGAGACGUGUCUCCUUCCUGAGCAGUAAGGAUGAACCAGACUUUUAUUCUGAAGUCUUGGCUGAUUUCUUUUGAUUUUCCCAUUAUGUCAAGCAAAGAGGCACUGAGUUUGAAGGUAGGCCUUGAAAUACAUUCACAGUUACACCUCCAAUUGACUCAAAUUAUGUCAAUUAGCCUAUCAGAAGCUUCUAAAGCCAUGACAUCAUUUUCUGUAAUUUUCCAAGCUGUUAAAAGGCACAGUCAACUUAGUGUAUGUAAAAUUCUGACCCACUGGAAUUGUGAUACAUUGAAUUAUACGUGAAAUAAUCUGUCUGUAAACAAUUGUUGGAAAAAUUACUUCUGUCAUGCACAAAGUAGAUGUCGUAACCGACUUGCCAAAACUAUAGUUUGUUAACAAGAAAUUUGUGGAGUGGUUGAAAAACGAGUUUUAAUGACUCCAACGUAAGUCUAUGUAAACUUCCGACUUCAACUGUAUGUAAACAGCCAGACACCCAGCCUCAGCAAUAAAUAAUACAAAUACUGAGCAAUGUAUAUUGUAUGCUCAAAAAAAUUGAACUCUUAUAUUAUUUAAUACAAUUGCUCAGAGAAAGAGAUUUUGUUUAACAAUUAAUAAAGACAAAUCAAAAAAAGAUAGGGGGGGAAAAUGAUUAGAUCCCCUGUUUUCAGUACCCUCCCCUUACGAGAAUAACGACACUGAGCCUUUUUCUAAAAUGCUUUAUGAGAUUGGAGAACACAUUGGGACUAUUCCUCCAUAAAGAAUCUUUCCAGAUCCUUGAUAUCCUUCAUCUGCGCUUAUGGAACAGGGCAGUCCAUAAGCGCAGAUAAAGGAUAUCAAGGAUCUGGAAAGAUUCAGUAUGGAGGAAUGGUCUAAGAUCCCUCCCAAUGUGUUCUCCAAUACAGCUCAGUAUUCAUAUUAUUUAUUUUAUACAGUCUUUGUUGCUCAUCUUUAUCAAGGGAUCCAAUAAUUACGGACCCCACUGUAAGGAAGCUCUCUAAGUCAAAUAUAAUAUAAUAAAGCACCAAUCAAAUGUGUUGUUUACAGGUAUGCUGCAUACAUUAGGUAGGCUAUAAACAUUAGGUAGGUGUUGGGAUUGGUGAGCACACUUUCUCUCACGUCAGAAGACACAUCUAAACCACUCAGGACACUUUGUCACCUCUCCUUUAGUGAGAUUUAGACUUUAGAAAAGCUUAAUUGUCCACAGAAUGGACCAUUAUUUUCUUAUCCCAAAUGUACACUACAAGUAUGUAGGCCUUUUCCCUCUGUUCACGUUUGCAUUCACGCUAUAGUCACUUACACACUCACACAGUGUGCGUCACCUGGUGUGUCUACCAAAUGUUUUUUUGUUGCUCAAUAACUACGAUUCAAGAACAUGACUAACUGAAAGUACUUGCAAAGUUGGCAGCAUUGUAGGAGGAUUGUGUUUAAGUGAAGAAGUACAGCUCUAUUGAAAAUCUUGGUCAGUUGCUAACAAUGUCUAAUUUCUUGCCAGUGUGUUGAUGUGUGGUAAGCUGGGAGGAGAGAGGCUCCUCUGUGGUUCACAGGUAGUCCUUUCUCUGGAUCUCUGUAUGGUUCUGUUCAGUUUUUGGUUCAGUUCUUGUCAGCCUGACCAUUCUUGUGGAUGGACACUGUCACUGGCUUAUCGUUUGUUUUUUACUUUGAUUUGCAGCAUUUUGCUAACUGGCCAAAUGGGUACAUGUACAUUUUGUACUGUAUGCAUGUGUGCCUGCAGUGGUGUGCUUUUGGGUGCAUGUUUAAUCUUCUGUAUCUAACUACAGUAUAUGAAGCGUUAAAAGGUGGUUACCAGUCACUGUUUUCUCUGAGCCCUACUGACAUUUUAGUGCAUGGUUUCUUCCUCCCCAGAGGGGUGAUCAACCCAGUGCCCUCCUCAAAGGGCAGUCGGUCAGCAACACUGCAGUGUGUCCACGUGGCUGAGGGUCACACUAAAGCCGUGCUGUGUGUCGACUCUACUGAUGACCUCCUCUUCACCGGCUCCAAAGGUCGACUGUCCAAUAUAUCAAUAACGUCUCAUCAAUAAUGUCUCCUGUCUCACAGACUGAGCAAAAGUUAAUCACUUGAGAUAAAUGUGUACUGUAACAGGACUGACAGAUUGUUGUUGUUAUGGGGCUGACACAGUAUUGUAACGGGAAGGUAGGUAGAUAGACUAUAGAUAGAGAGAAACUCUGCUAGUGACAUAUUGUGACACAGAAAUUGAGACGGAAAGAGAGCUUGAGACAGAAAUAUAAUCAGAUUCUCUCGUGAUGUGAUUUGAGCAAUAUAUUGUGGAGAGUAGUGCUCACCUCUUCCUCUCCUCUCCUUUCACUUCCUUCCAGACCGUACGUGUAAGGUGUGGAACCUAGUGACAGGUCAGGAGAUCAUGUCCCUGGCAGGUCACCCCAACAAUGUGGUGUCAGUCCGCUACAGCUCCAGCCUGGUCUUCACCGUCUCCACCUCCUACAUCAAGGUCUGGGAUAUCCGAGACUCAGCCAAGUGCAUUCGCACCCUCACGUGAGUGUCAAUGCCGUAACUGUUUUUGAUAGGCUAUACAAUAUGACAUAACAUCCAUUACACCCAUAUGACAACUUUAAUUGACACCUGCAUUCAUAACGCCUCCAUGACAAUGUUGUAAACCUGAUAUAAAGCUUCAUAACAUGUCAUGACAUAUCAAAGUAUGUCAAUAGUGUCAUGAGUAUUCCAAUCAAGGCUAAGUAAUGGUAAAAAUGGAAGCUACUUCUUACCAAAUUGUCCUCUGUAUUCUACAGGUCUUCUGGUCAGGUGACCCCGGGCGACGCCUGUGCGUCCAGCACCAACCGGACUGUCACCAUCCCGGCAGGAGAGAACCAGAUCAACCAGAUCGCCCUCAAUCCCAGCGGCUCUGUCCUUUACGCUGCCGCCGGCAACUCUGUCAGAGUCUGGGACCUAAGAAGGUAUGGUACAGCAAGGCACACCAGCCGUUUUGACAAACAAAGCCAGAGAGGCCUGAAAGAAGUCACUGUCUUCAGAAAACGUCUCUCUCAGUACUAUGUGCUGAUCUAUGAUAGAUCUAGAGGCUACUGCUUGUAUCUAUUCCAGCCAUACUCAACUGACAGACCGCGGUCCGGAUCCGGACCCAGAACAGGGUCAAUAUGGACUGCGGGUCCUGACUGAAAUAUAUACAUAUAUAUAUAUACACAGUGGGGGGAAAAAAGUAUUUAGUCAGCCACCAAUUGUGCAAGUUCUCCCACUUAAAAAGAUGAGAGAGGCCUGUAAUUUUCAUCAUAGGUACACGUCAACAAUGACAGACAAAUAGAGAAAAAAAAUCCUGAAAAUAUGAUUUUUUAUGAAUUUAUUUGCAAAUUAUGGUGGAAAAUAAGUAUUUGGUCACCUACAAACAAGCAAGAUUUCUGGCUCUCACAGACCUGUAACUUCUUCUUUAAGAGGCUCCUCUGUCCUCCACUCGUUACCUGUAUUAAUGGCACCUGUUUGAACUUGUUAUCAGUAUAAAAGACACCUGUCCACAACCUCAAACAGUCACACUCCAAACUCCACUAUGGCCAAGACCAAAGAGCUGUCAAAGGACACCAGAAACAAAAUUGUAGACCUGCACCAGGCUGGGAAGACUGAAUAUGCAAUAGGUAAGCAGCUUGGUUUGAAGAAAUCAACUGUGGGAGCAAUUAUUAGGAAAUGGAAGACAUACAAGACCACUGAUAAUCUCCCUCGAUCUGGGGCUCCACGCAAGAUCUCACCCCGUGGGGUCAAAAUGAUCACAAGAACGGUGAGCAAAAAUCCUAGAACCACACGGGGGGACCUAGUGAAUGACCUGCAGAGAGCUGGGACCAAAGUAACAAAGCCUACCAUCAGUAACACACUACGCCGCCAGGGACUCAAAUCCUGCAGUGCAAGACGUGUCCAGGCCCGUCUGAAGUUUGCUAGAGUGCAUUUGGAUGAUCCAGAAGAGGAUUGGGAGAAUGUCAUAUGGUCAGAUGAAACCAAAAUAGAACUUUUUGGUAAAAACUUAACUUGUUGUGUUUGGAGGACAAAGAAUGCUGAGUUGCAUCCAAAGAACACCAUACCUACUGUGAAGCAUGGGGGUGGAAACAUUUCUGGGGGUGGAAACAUUUCUGCAAAGGGACUAGGACGACUGAUCCGUGUAAAGGAAAGAAUGAAUGGGGGCCAUGUAUCGUGAGAUUUUGAGUGAAAACCUCCUUCAAUCAGCAAGGGCAUUGAAGAUGAAACGUGGCUGGGUCAUUCAGCAUGACAAUGAUCCCAAACACACCGCCUGGGCAACGAAGGAGUGGCUUCGUAAGAAGCAUUUCAAGGUCCUGGAGUGGCCUAGCCAGUCUCCAGAUCUCAACCCCAUAGAAAAUCUUUGGAGGGAGUUGAAAGUCUGUGUUGCCCAGCGACAGCCCCAAAACAUCACUGCUCUAGAGGAGAUCUGCAUGGAGGAAUGGGCCAAAAUACCAGCAACAGUGUGUGAAAACCUUGUGAAGACUUACAGAAAACGUUUGACCUGUGUCAUUGCCAACAAAGGGUAUAUAACAAAGUAUUGAGAAAGUUUUGUUAUUGACCAAAUACUUAUUUCCACCAUAAUUUGCAAAUAAAUUCAUUAAAAAUCCUACAAUGUGAUUUUCUGGAAAAAAAAAUCUCAUUUUGUGUGUCAUAGUUGACGUGUAUCUAUGAUGAAAAUUACAGGCCUCUCUCAUCUUUUUAAGUGGGAGAACUUGCACAAUUGGUGACUGACUAAAUACUUUUUUCCCCCACUGUAAGACAUGGCAAAAUGUGCAGAAUUGUAGGAAAUGAAUACUAUACAUAAUAAAUAUAUAUAUAUCGGCCAACAAGUGGGGUGUGAACCGUUUGGGGUCGUAUGGGUUGCAAGGUAAGGGGUUUGUUACUACGACGUUAAAUGACAAUAUCCAUCUGGACCUUUGCCACCUAGGACAUUUGUGUGACUGGACCUUUUCAAAUAGUAGUUGAGUCUAUUCCCUUGCUGAUCUUUUAUAGAGCUUUGCCCUGUCCUCUUAGUGAGUGUUUUCAUUCCAGGUUGUGUCUUGCCGUAACACAGUGCAUCUCAGAAGAUUGCUAUCAUAUUAAAGGCCCACUGUUCUCCCUCUGUCUCUUGGUCAGAUUUGUAUCCACAGGGAAGCUGACUGGUCACCUGGGUCCGGUCAUGUGUCUGACUGUGGACCAGAGUGGGAACGGUCAGGAUCUGGUCAUCAGCGGAUCCAAGGACCAUUACAUCAAGGUGUGUGAGAGUGUGUUAUGGUGUGUGACUGUUCUGCUUAUAUUCAUUGUUGAAAGGAUAACUGCCACACACAAAACAUCUCUACGUUGUUUAUUGUGUUGAAGUUUCAGUCAAAGAUCUUUUUCUGCAUGUUGUCUCAUGUUUGCAUGUGGAUCACGUUGGCUCUUGUACAGUGGCUUGCGAAAGUAUUCACCCUCCUUGGCAUUUUUCCUAUUUUGUUGCCUUACAACCUGGAAUUAAAAUGGGUUUGUAUCAUUUCAUUCACACAACAUGCCUACCACAUUGAAUAUGCAAAAUAUAUAGAAGGGGAAAAAAAAGAACUUGAGCGUGCAUAACUAUUCACACCCCCCCCCCCCCCCCCCAAAGUCAAUACUUUGUAGAGACACCUUUUGCAGCAAUUACAGCUGCAAGUCUCUUGGGGUAUGUCUCUAUAAGCUUGGCACAUCUAGCCACUAGGAUUAUUGCCCAUUCUUCAAGGCAAAACUGCUCCAGCUCCUUCAAGUUGGAUGGGUUCUGCUGGUGUACAGCAAUCUUUAAGUCAUACCACAGAUUCUCAAUUGGAGUGAGGUCUGGGCUUUGACUAGGCCAUUCCAAGACAUUGAAAUGUUUCCCCUUAAACCACUCAAGUGUUGCUAAAGCUGUAUGCUUAGGGUCAUUGUCCUGCUGGAAGGUGAACCUCCGUCCCAGUCUCAAAUCUCUGGAAGACUGAAACAGGUUUCCCUCAAGAAUUUCCCUGUAUUUAGCGCCAUCCAUCAUUCCUUCAAUUCUGACCAGUUUCCCAGUCCCUGCCAAUGAAAAACAUCCCAACAGCAUGAUGCUGCCACCACCAUGCGUCACUGUGGGGAUAGUGUUCUCGGGGUGAUGAGAGGUGUUGGGUUUGCGCCAGACAUAGCGUGUUCCUUGAUGGCCAAAAAGCUCAAUUUUAGUCUCAUCUGACCAGAGAACCUUCUUCCAUAUGUUUGGGGAGUCUCCUACAUGCCUUUUGGCGAACACCAAACAUGUUUGCUUAUUUUUUUCUUUAAGCAAUGGAUUUUUUUCUGGCCACUCUUCCGUAAAGCCCAGCUCUGUGGAGUGUACGGCUGAAAGUGGUCCUAUGGACAGAUACUCCAAUCUCCUCUGUGGAGCUUUGUUUCCUCUCUGAUUAAUGCCCUCCUUGCCUGGUCCGUGAGUUUUGGUGGGUGGCCCUCUCUUGGCAGGUUUGUUGUGGUGCCAUAUUCUUUCCAUUUUUUAAUAAUGGAUUUAAUGGUGCUCCGUGGAAUGUUCAAAGUUUCUGAUAUUUUUUUGUAACCCAACCCUGAUCUGUACUUCUCCACAACUUUGUCCCUGACCUGUUUGGAGAGCUCCUUGGUUUUCAUGGUGCCGCUUGCUUGGUGGUGCCCCUUGCUUUUUAAUUUCACUCCACCUAUUUGGACUAUUUUGUGUAUGUCCAUUACAUGAAUUCCAAAUAAAAAUCAAUUUAAAUUACAGUUUGUAAUGCAGGGCUGCCCAACCCUCUUCCUGGAGAUCUAGAGUCCUGUGGGUUUUCAGUCCAACCUUAAUUUAACACACCUGAUUCUACUUAUUAGCUGCUCAAGAAGACCUUAACUAGAUGAAUCAGAUAUGCUAAAUUAGGGGUGGACUGAUAACCUACAGGAAAGUAGAUCUCCAGGAAGAGGGUUGGGCAGCCCUGUUGUAAUGCAACAAAAUAGAACAAACUCCAAGGGGGAUGAAUACUUUUGCAAGGCACUGUAUUUGUUUUCUAUGCAAUACGAAUUAGCCUAGAUGAUGCUUUGCUGGGACUUGACUAUUGUUGUUGAUGGGCUGUCUGUUUCAGCUGUUUGACGUGACAGAGGGGGCCCUGGGUGCUAUCAGCCCCACACACAACUUUGAGCCUCCCCACUACGAUGGCAUCGAGUCCCUGGUGGUGCAGGGGGAUGUCCUCUUCAGCGGCUCCAGGGACAACGGUAUUAAGAAGUGGGACCUAGACCACAAAGACCUACUGCAGGUAACAGAGCGGAAAGAGAAGUGUCACCGACUAUUUUGGUGAAUCCAGUCAUACAAAAGUUGUAUUUAAAUCCUAACUGGUUCUCUAGCAGAUUAGUAAAAAAUGUCUCACCCCAUGUUCAAGAAUGACCUUUCUCCCUUUAUUAAGAUUACUCACUUUUGGUUAUUUGAAAAUGAAAUCAUCUCCAAAAUAUAGCUAUUUUUAAAACAAGCCAUAGAAAGUUGGUUGCAAUUUCAGUUUAAUCCACCAGAAAAGACAGAGCAAAUAAUACAACAAAUAUUGUGGUUAAACUCAAAUAUACUAAUUGAUAAAAAAAUGUAUUUUUCAAAAUAAUGUCUAAAAAAGGUAUAAUCUUUGUAAAUGAUAUCAUAAAUAGGACUGGUGGAGUUGUCACACAUACAGCUAACAAAAAUAUAUGAAAAUGUCUGCUCUAGCCAAAAUUACAACCAACUAAUUGCAGCAUUACCGCAAAAAUGGAAGAGGCAAGUGGAAGGGGGGAAAAAGUAAGGAACUUGUCUGUUGGCCUUGCAUUAAAGAGUGAAAUUGUUUUUAAAAAAUGGUGAUAAAUAAAAAAGUAUACCAGUUGUAUUUAAGGACCAAAAAAUGGACAGCUGUGCCAUAUAGAUUGCAAAAUAAUUGUGAAGAGAUUUUCGAUUUACCGAUUCCAUGGCAAAACAACGCCGGAUUCAAAAAUGAAUUUAUUUGCAAAUUAUGGUGGAAAAUAAGUAUUUGGUUAAUAACAAAAGUUUCUCAAUACUUUGUUAUAUACCCUUUGUUGGCAAUGACACAGGUCAAACGUUUUCUGUAAGUCUUCACAAGGUUUUCACACACUGUUGCUGGUAUUUUGGCCCAUUCCUCCAUGCAGAUCUCCUCUAGAGCAGUGAUGUUUUGGGGCUGUCGCUGGGCAACACGGACUUUCAACUCCCUCCAAAGAUUUUCUAUGGGGAUGAGAUCUGGAGACUGGCUAGGCCACUCCAGGACCUUGAAAUGCUUCUUACGAAGCCACUCCUUCGUUGCCCGGGCGUUGUGUUUGGGAUCAUUGUCAUGCUGAAAGACCCAGCCACGUUUCAUCUUCAAUGCCCUUGCUGAUGGAAGGAGGUUUUCACUCAAAAUCUCACGAUACAUGGCCCCAUUCAUUCUUUCCUUUACACGGAUCAGUCGUCCUGGUCCCUUUGCAGAAAAACAGCCCCAAAGCAUGAUGUUUCCACGCCCAUGCUUCACAGUACGUAUGGUGUUCUUUGGAUGCAACUCAGCAUUCUUUGUCCUCCAAACACAACAAGUUAAGUUUUUACCAAAAAGUUAUAUUUUGGUUUCAUCUGACCAUAUGACAUUCUCCCAAUCCUCUUCUGGAUCAUCCAAAUGCACUCUAGCAAACUUCAGACGGGCCUGGACAUGUACUGGCUUAAGCAGGGGGACACGUCUUGCACUGCAGGAUUUGAGUCCCUGGCGGCGUAGUGUGUUACUGAUGGUAGGCUUUGUUACUUUGGUCCCAGCUCUCUGCAGGUCAUUCACUAGGUCCCCCCGUGUGGUUCUGGGAUUUUUGCUCACCGUUCUUGUGAUCAUUUUGACCCCACGGGGUGAGAUCUUGCGUGGAGCCCCAGAUCGAGGGAGAUUAUCAGUGGUCUUGUAUGUCUUCCAUUUCCUAAUAAUUGCUCCCACAGUUGAUUUCUUCAAACCAAGCUGCUUACCUAUUGCAGAUUCAGUCUUCCCAGCCUGGUGCAGGUCUACGAUUUUGUUUCUGGUGUCCUUUGACAGCUCUUUGGUCUUGGCCAUAGUGGAGUUUGGAGUGUGACUGUUUGAGGUUGUGGACAGGUGUCUUUUAUACUGAUAACAAGUUCAAACAGGUGCCAUUAAUACAGGUAACGAGUGGAGGACAGAGGAGCCUCUUAAAUAAGAAGUUACAGGUCUGUGAGAGCCAGAAAUCUUGCUUGUUUGUAGGUGACCAAAUACUUAUUUUCCACCAUAAUUUGCAAAUAAAUUCAUAAAAAAUCCUACAAUGUGAUUUUCUGGAUUUUUUUUCUCGAUUUGUCUGUCAUAGUUGACGUGUACCUAUGAUGAAAAUUACAGGCCUCUCUCAUCUUUUUAAGUGGGAGAACUUGCACAAUUGGUGGCUGACUAAAUACUUUUUUUCCCCACUGUAUAUAUAUAUAUGGGGGACACAACCAUCCCAGCUCUGCAGAUUUUGCUGCGAAGAGACCGAAUCAUUAGAUUUGUUUUGGUACUCUCCAUAUGUAGCUUGUUUUUGGUCGCAGGUCCAGGAAUGGUUGAAGAAGUGCAACAUUUAUCUGGAGCUAACUCUGCAGAUAACACUACUGGGUGAUUUUAAAAGUCAUAAUCAAUUGAUCAAUAAUAUAAUAAUACUUUUAGCAAAGAAAAAUGUUUUACUUUACAAUCUGUAGAAACUAUGACAAUAGAAAGGUUCAUAACUUUUGUGAAACAUCACAGCACAGUAAAAAAAUAUAUGGCAAAUAAAAAUCUAAAAUGGAUGGUGUUAAGAAAUAGAUGGGAGGGGUUGAGUGAAGCUGAAGGGUGGGAUUAAAAACAACAAGAUAACUAAUAUAAAAUAUACUGUGUCCAUAAAAUGUAUAUAGGUUCAUAACUUUUAUGAAACAUCACAGUUAAAAAUAUUUGGCGAAAUAGAAAUCAAACUGGAUGGGCUUCAGAGAUAGAUGGGAGGGGUUGAUGGUAGCUGAAGGAUUGCAUUAAAAACAAACAAAAGAUAAGUAUUGUAAAAUAAAUUGUGUCCGUAAAAUGUAUAUAGUAUGUAUAAGCUGGAAGUAGAAGCCUAAGAGUUGAUGUCCAUUAGUUUACUCCAAUUAGGGGAUGGGGGGUAGGGUUGGAAAGUAAAUAAUUAUGGAAAAUAUAUUUAAAAGAUAUGUAUGUAGUAUAUAGUGAGGGAAAAAAGUAUUUGAUCCCCUGCUGAUUUUGUAAGUUUGCCCACUGACAAAGACAUGAUCAGUCUAUAAUUUUAAUGGUAGGUUUAUUUGAACAGGGAGAGACAGAAUAACAACAACAAAAUCCAGAAAAACGCAUGUCAAUAAUGUUAUAAAUUCAUUUUCAUUUGAAUGAGGGAAAUAAGUAUUUAACCCCUCUGCAAAACAUGACUUAGUACUUGGUGGCAAAACCAUUUUUGGCAAUCACAGAGGUCAGACGUUUCUUGUAGUUGGCUACCAGGUUUGCACACAUCUCAGGAGGGAUUUUGUCCCACUCCUCUUUGCAGAUCUUCUCCAAGUCAUUAAGGUUUCGAGGCUGACGUUUGGGAACUCGAACCUUCAGCUCUCUCCACAGAUUUUGGGAUUAAGGUCUGGAGACUGGCUAGGCCACUCCAGGACCUUAAUGUGCUUCUUGUUGAGCCACUCCUUUGUUGCCUUGGCCGUGUGUUUUGGGUUAUUGUCAUGCUGGAAUACCCAUCCACGACCCAUUUUCAAUGCCCUAGCUGAGGGAAGGAGGUUGACAUUUAAUCCUAGUAGAAAUGCCCUGUCUUAGGUCAGUUAGGAUCACCACUUUAUUUUAAGAAUGUGAAAUGUCAGAAUAAUAGUAGAGAGAAUGAUUUAUUUCAGCUUUUAUUUCUUUCAUAACAAUCCCAGUGGGUCAGAAGUUUACAUACAAGUUUACAUACAAUCAAUUAGUAUUUGGUAGCAUUGUCUUUCAAUUGUUUAACUUGGGUCAAACGUUUCGGGUAGCCUUCCACAAGCUUCCCACAAUAAGUUGGGUGAAUUUUGGCCCAUUCCUCCCGACAGAGCUGGUCAGGUUUGUAGGCCUCCUUUCUCGCACAUGCUUUUUAGUUCUGCCCACAUAUUUUCUAUAGGAUUGAGGUCAGGGCUUUGUGAUGGCCACUCCAAUACCUUGACUUUGUUGUCCUUAAGCCAUUUUGGCACAACUUUGGAAGUAUGCUAGGGGUCAUUGUCCAUUUGGAAGACCCAUUUGCGACCAAAGCUUUAACUUCCUGACUGAUGUAUUGAGAUGCUGCUUCAAUAUAUCCACAUAAUUUUCCUUCCUCAUGAUGCCAUCUAUUUUGUGAAGUGCACCAGACCCUCCUGCAGCAAAGCACCCCCACAGCAUGAUGCUGCCACCCCUGUGCUUCACAGUUGGGAUGGUGUUCUUCAGCUUGCAAGCGCCCCCCUUUUUCCUCCAAACAUAACGAUGGUCAUUAUGGCCAAACAGUUAUAUUUUUUCUCCAAAAAGUACGAUCUUUGUCCCCAUGUGCAGUUGCAAACCAUAGUCUGGCUUUUUUAUAGCGGUUUUGGAGCAGUGGCUUCUUCCUUGCUGAGCGGCCUUUCAGGUUAUGUUGAUAUAGGACUCAUUUUACUGUGGAUAUAGAUACUUUUGUACCCGUUUUCUUCCAGCAUCUUCACAAGGUCCUUUGCUGUUGUUCUGGGAUUGAUUUGCACUUUUCGCACCAAAGUACGUUCAUCUCUAGGUGACAGAACGCGUCUCCUUCUUGAGCGGUAUGACGGCCGCGUGGUCCCAUGGUGUUUAUACUUGCGUACUAUUGUUUGUAAAAAAAAAAUCUGAGGUAUUGGCUGAUUUCUUUUGAUUUUCCCAUGAUGUCAAGCAAAGAGGCACUGAGUUUGAAGGUAGACCUUGAAAUACAUCCACAGGUACACCUCCAAUUGACUCAAAUGAUGUAAAUUAGCCUAUCAGAAGCUUCUAAAGCCAUGACAUAAUUUUCUGGAAUUUUCCAAGCUGUUUAAAGGCACAGUCAACUUAGUGUAUGUAAACUUCUGACCCACUGGAACUGUGAUACAGUGAAAUAAUCUGUCUGUAAACAAUUGUUGGAAAAAUUACUUGUGUCAUGCACAAAGUAGAAGUCCUAACCGACUUGCCAAAACUAUAGUUUGUUAACAUGAAAUUUGUGGAGUGGUUGAAAAACGAGUUUUAAUGACUCCAACCUAAGUGUAUGUAAACUUCCGACUUCAACUGUAUUUACCCCAAAAUAUGGGGGAUUGGACAUUUUGCAGACCAUUACAUUGAUGGAAGCUACAAUGGAUCUGCAGUCUUAAAGCUGAUCUACCCCCUAAAACAAAAAAAUAAAUUAAAAUACCUACUGCAGGUAACAGAGGGGAAAGAGAAGUGUCACAGACUAUUUUGGUGAAUCGUGCUUUUGAGAAGGCGGUGCUUGAUGUGUCAUGCAGGGUAUUUUAACUGGGAAGUUGUUUGAUGAACACUGCUAACCUGCGAAAUAGUUGAAGGGAAAACAGAGGCUGUAUGUACUAUGUCUUAACAGCAAGUGCCCAACGCCCACCGUGACUGGGUGUGUGCCCUGGGUGUGGUGCCUGGCUCUCCGGCCCUGCUGAGCGGCUGUAGAGGAGGGGUGCUCAAGCUGUGGCAUGCAGACACACUGGGGGCCCUUGGGGAACUCAAGGGCCACGAGAGCCCCAUCAACGGCAUCUCCACCAACAGCAGCCACCUCUUCACAGCAUCCGAGUAAGUCACAGAACCACACAGACAGAAUGACAAGCAGACACACAAACACACACAAUAGCCUGGAUACAGCCAUUGCAGUGACAGUUUUUCUGCUCUGUAAUUUCAUAGUGAUCGAACAGUGAAGAUCUGGCGUGCCCGGGGCGGACUCGACAGCACCUUAGACACGACGGCGGACACAGCUGAUGAGGUGGCUAGUAACUGAACAUGGCCGUGACCUCCCACCGUGACCCUUAACCUGGGAUGCUGCUGAUUAGCACUUUGACCUCUGACCCCUAACCUUGGAAACCACCCCCCACAUACUGUAACCAAGACAACAGUGCAAGCCCGCAAGAAUGGAAUCAUAUCUCAGUAAAAGUAGCUGUAGUAUUUCUCCAGAGUAAGGUACUGUAGGUUCAUCCCUAGAAAAUGUCUCCCUAGCUAAAUGUAUCUAGUCUAACCUGUGUGGCCGUAGCACUGGCCUGUGCAGAAUAAACCCUAUUUUUGCUUCGUAGACAUCUUUCCGUCUCCGCUCAUAUUAAGUAUUGAGUGAGCCCACACGGGUCAUAUUUACGCGCACACACACACACACACACACAUAUUGAGUGUUUUUCUAGGCUGGGGGAGUUACUAAAGGAGAGUGGUGCAGAUAUGAGAUGAGAGGAUGGUAAAGAGGGUGCGCUCCUACCGGGCUCUGUAGCAGGCCUUCAAGACCCGGACCUGGUUCUCCAGUGGCACAGUAAAGGAAGAGAAGCCUUUCUUCUGCAUUGUAAGCAGAACCACUGUCCUCAACCCUGCUGUCCCUUACCUGAUAUCAACGUGGCUUUACGUGAACUGACACCCCCUUAAGUCGCUCAGUCUGGAUGUUCUUUUGCUUUGAAUUCAGUGCCCGCUUACCGUCGGUUACCAAAUCAUGAAACUUCUCUUGUACUUUAUCUGUGAACUGGAUAUAUUAACUAACACUACUCUUGUAGCCACUAGCAAAACACCUAAAGUCAGUCACCUCUCUGCUUCCUUAGUCUUUACACCUAGUCCUUACUUACUCUCUAUGUGCAAAUACAAUGUCUCUUUGAGGAAACACUGACUCUCUUCACUCGUCCACUACUCGUCAUUUAGCAAUGUAUGAUUCUCCACUUGAUGCUGUUCCCUCUAAUAAGUUAUGACCUAACCAAAUGCCUGUGCUGCUAAGUUGUUUGCUCACCUUCGACCCAUAGAAGGCUUCUGUUCUGGACUCCAGGUGAGGUACACCUGGUAACUGUAGGUAAAUACUGUAUAUAAGAGUCUAAAGUGUGAGGAAGAGAGGAGCCUUUUAUCUGUGCCUGUACUGUAAAGCUCUCCCAAUCCUGGUCUGGGAAGACCCCGGUGUAUGGUGGUUUAUCCUGUGUGUCAGUUUUACAGUACAUUUCAACUGGCUUAUUUGUGAUUGGUGUGAGCUGAACUAACUGUCAAACGAUGUAUUGGAUCCGCUGUCUGCUGGGACUAUUGAAUGUUAAAGUAGUAGGAGCAGCAGCCAACACAAUAUGUAUAUAUAAACAGUAUUAUACGAAGAAAUCAACUGAAGGUUUGUUUUGUUGAUCAUCAAAUCUCACUCCACAAGGGAAACAAAGGACCAGAAUUAGGAGACAGUGUUUCUAACAGCACUCAUCUCUUUUGAACAGAGCCCCUCUCCCUGGCCCUGAGUCCGCCUGUUAUGUUUCCUGGUCUGCAUCCAAAAUGGCACCUAUUGCAGAGUGCACUAUUUUUGACCAGGACCCUAUGGAUGCUGUUCAAAAGUCAUGCACUAUAAAGGGAAUAGGGUGCCAUUU